Messenger RNA from Sinocyclocheilus grahami, 87725 nucleotides. RefSeq names its product titin-like. The transcript is spliced from 212 exons. Lineage: Eukaryota; Metazoa; Chordata; Actinopteri; Cypriniformes; Cyprinidae. The record is from RefSeq and is a predicted model, not a curated record. The coding region runs from base 223 to 87705 and encodes 29160 amino acids. Gene Ontology annotation, molecular function: ATP binding; protein binding; protein kinase activity. Gene Ontology annotation, biological process: protein phosphorylation.
GUUGGAGCAUUCCCAGCCUUGCCUCGGGUGUAGGGAUUGCAAGGGAAAAGCAAAACUACACGGUCUAGACCCUGUGUAGUUUUGUUUUUUGGGUUAUAACGGGGCCCAACCGUUCUCACCUUGGAUUUCCUGGAAACAUUUUGGAUAAGAGGAUUGUUGCUGAGGCACUGGGCACAGUCCCAUCAAGUGUAGGCAGCCUUGUGAUACAAGGUGCCUUCUGCCAUGUCAACACAAGCUCCAACAUUUACACAGCCGCUUCAGAGCGUUGUGGCACUUGAGGGUAGUGCCGCAACGUUCAAGGCUCAAGUUAGUGGUAAUCCAGUUCCAGAGGUGAGCUGGUUUCGUGAUGGCCAGGUUCUUACUGCUGCCGCUCUGCCCGGCGCUCAGAUCUCGUUCAGCGAUGGCCGCGCUGUUCUGAUGAUCCCCGCUGUGACAGCCGCACACAGUGGAAGAUUUUCUGUGAGAGCCACCAAUGGCGCUGGACAAGCCACUAGCACUGCUGAACUGCUGGUUACAGCGGAAACUGCGCCACCAAACUUCAUUCAGAGACUACAGAGUGUGACUGUUAGACAAGGAAGCCAAGUGAGACUGGAUGUUCGAGUGACAGGAAUCCCUACACCUGUGGUGAAGUUCUACAGAGAGGGAGCUGAGAUUCAGAGCUCUGCUGACUUUCAGAUUGUUCAAGACGAAGACCUUUACAGUUUGUUAAUUGCAGAGGCCUUCCCAGAAGAUUCUGGAACAUAUUCUGUCAGUGCUUCUAACAGCAGUGGACGUACUACCUCUACAGCUGAACUUCUGGUUCAAGGUGAGGAGGUUGCAGUGCCUGCAAAGAAGACCAAGACUUUUGUUUCAACUUCCCAGAUUUCACAGACUCGCCAGGCUAGAGUUGAAAAGAGAAUGGAGGCAUCAUUUGAGUCCACAGCCAUGAUGGAAAUGCAAAUAGAGGAUGGUGAUUUGGCCCACAAGGCGCCACCCCGUGUGCCUCCUAAGCCGACCUCAAAGUCCCCAACCCCACCGACAGGAGUGUCAAAGGUCGCAGCUAGGCGCCAUCAGUCACCAUCCCCUGUGAGGUCUGUUAAAGCCCCCAUUCACACACCUCACAGGCCUGUUUCCCCUUCAAGACUGUCCGUGUCCCCUAUCAGACCAGUCAAGUCCCCAAUGACUACACUCAAACAAGUCGCACAGGCUGCAGAUGUUCUGCCUCCAUGGAAGCAGGAGGGUUAUGUGGGAGAAUCCAGUUAUACCAGCAUGACUACUGGGGCCUCAUAUGUCCAGACCUCCUCCACAUUUGUCCACAAGGAGCAGCAAUGGGAAGGUUCUUUUGCUAUGCAGCAACCAGCCAGUGGAGUCGCUUUCAAACAAGUAGUGUCAGAAGACAUUGAAAGCCGGGAGGAUUUUUCUACUUUCUCUGAACACAUUGAAAUGUCUGCUCAGGAAAGACAGGUUACGGUUGAAGCCAAAGAGGAUACCAUGUCUGAAAUAAGUGCCGUCUCUGAGUCUGUGGAGGCUGGAGCAGGUGUUGCCCCAUUCUUUGUGAAGAAACCCACAGUACAAAAGCUUGUGGAGGGAGACAGCAUAGUCUUUGAGUGCCAAGUCGGAGGAAGCCCCAAGCCACAUAUUUUCUGGAAGAAGAGUGGAAUUCCACUUACUACUGGAUACAGGUACAGAGUAGCCUACAACAAGGACACAGGAGCAUGCAAGCUUGAGAUCUCCAUGACAUUUGCUGAUGAUGCAGGAGAGUACACCAUCUUUGCUAGGAACCCACUUGGAGAGAUUUCUGCAUCAGCCAUGCUACUUGAUGAAGAGGCAUAUGAGCUGUAUAUGAAGAAACAGGAAGAGACAUUCAAGACAGAAAUUACUACUAUUAUAGAGGAGCCAAAAGUGGCUGACAUACCUGCUGUUGUUGAGACUGUAACUGAGAAAGAGCAGAUGCUCAUGCAGAGGAGGAUGGCUCAACAAACCCAGAUGAUGCAGUCCUUCAUUUCAGAGCAGGAGUUACAAAUAUCUAACUUGGAGCAGAGAUUCAUCCAAGAAAUCGAGUUCCGCCUGCUCAAGAUUACUUACCAGGAGCUGGUGAUUGAGGAUGGGGAGCAGUUGGAUAUGAGUGUUUCUGAACAUGAUGCUAUUUCUCCAGUCUUUAAUACUCCAGUUAAAAGCUACAGACUCAGGGAGGGAAUGAGUGCAACAUUUCAUUGCAGGAUGACAGGAACCCCUUUCCCUAAGAUCGUCUGGUACAAAGAUGGUAAGCGCAUCACACAUGGAGGCUGUUAUCAGAUGGAGGUUCUGCAGGAUGGUAGAGCUAGUCUGCGCCUUCCUACGGUGCUGCCAGAAGAUGAUGGUGUCUACACUGCUUUGGUCAGUAACAUAAAGGGUAAUGCUGUGAGCUCUGGAAAGCUGUAUGUGGAGCCAUCUGGUCUAGCACAAACCCAGCUUCCUCAGCCUGGCGCAGUUCAAAGAAUCAGGUCCACGUCACCACGCUCCACAAGUCGUUCUCCUGGUCGAUCACCUGCUCGAAGACUUGAUGAGACAGACGAGGCCCAGCUAGAAAGACUCUACAAGCCUGUGUUUGUACAGAAGCCAUCAUCCUUCAAGUGCUCUGAGGGACAGACUGCAAGAUUUGAUCUGAAAGUAGUUGGAAGACCCAUGCCUGAAACUUACUGGUUCCACAAUGGACAACAAGUGGUCAAUGACUAUACCCACAAGAUUGUGGUAAAGGAGGAUGGAACUCAGUCAAUGAUUGUGGUUCCUGCCAUGCCUCAGGACUCCGGAGAGUGGACAGUUGUUGCUCAGAACAGAGCUGGAAAGACUACCGUAUCUAUGACUCUCACUGUUGAAGCCAAGGAAAACUUGGUGAGACCACAAUUUGUGGAAAAGCUAAGAAACAUCAGCGUUAAAGAGGGUACUUUGGUUGAGCUAGCUGUUAAAGCUAUUGGCAAUCCCCUUCCUGACAUUGUUUGGCUGAAGAACAGUGACAUAAUCUCCCCACACAAACACCCACAUAUUAGGAUUGAGGGUGGUAAAGGCGAAGCUCAUUUCAAGAUUCCAUCAGGUACAGGAUCUGAUAGCGCAUGGUACACUGCUACUGCUAUCAACAAAGCUGGCAGAGAUACCACACGCUGCAAAGUUAACAUUGAGGUGGAUGCAGUAAUUCCUCAGCCUGAGAAAAAGCUUGUCAUUCCCAAGGGAACUUACAAGGCCAAAGAAAUUGCUGCACCAGAGUUAGAGCCACUGCAUCUUCGCUAUGGUCAGGAACAAUGGGAAGACGGUGACCUCUAUGAUAAGGAGAAGCAACAGAAGCCUCACUUCAAAAAGAAGCUUACCUCAGUCAGGUUGAAGCGAUUUGGACCUGCACACUUUGAGUGCAGACUGACCCCUAUUGGUGACCCAACCAUGAUUGUUGAGUGGCUGCAUGAUGGCAAGCCACUGGAAGCUGCUAACAGACUACGCAUGGUCAGUGAGUUUGGCUAUUGCAGUCUUGACUACGAAGCUGCUUAUUCCAGAGAUAGUGGCAUCAUUACUUGCAGAGCUACCAACAAGUUUGGAGUUGACCAGACCUCUGCUACACUAAUUGUUAAAGAUGAGAAAAGCCUUGUUGAGGAAACUCAGUUGCCAGAGGGAAGGCGAGGACAAAGAAUAGAAGAAAUAGAGCGUAUUGCACAUGAGGGUGGCCCCUCUGGAGUUACUGGAGAUGAUAAUUUUGAAAAGACUAAGCCAGAGAUUGUGCUACUUCCAGAGCCAGUAAGAGUUACGGAGGGAGAAACGGCUAAAUUCCGCUGUAGGGUGACUGGCUACCCUACCCCAAAAGUUAACUGGUACCUCAAUGGACUGCUCAUCCGCAAGAGUAAAAGGUUCAGACUUCAGUUUGAUGGUAUUCACUACUUGGAAAUUGUAGAUGCCAAGCCCUAUGAUUCAGGAGAUGUCAAAGUUGUGGCUGAAAACCCUGAAGGUGUUACUGAGCAUCUUGUAAAAUUUGAGAUACAGCAGAAGGAGGACUUCAGGUCAAUCUUGCGGCGUGCUCCUGAGAUUAAGGCUCCUGCUCCUGUACCAACACAAGAGCAUGGUAGAGUCUCAUUUGAGGUUGUUAAAGCCGAGAAACCAUCUGAGACCUCUAAAGACCCCAAGGAGGUGGUUAAGCUAAAGAAAACUGAGAGAGUAAUCCAUGAGAAAUUAACAGAGGAAACAGAGGAGCUAAGAAGCAAAUUUAAGCGUAGGACCCAGGAGGGCUACUAUGAAGCAAUAACUGCCGUAGAACUGAAGUCCCGCAAGAAGGAUGAGUCUUAUGAGGGUAUGCUGAAGAAGAGGAAAGAAGAACUUCUUCAUCAUGCAAAAGAACUAGGGCCUGAUGCUGAGAAGAAUGAAGAGGAGGGUAAACUUACCAUUCCCAAAGUCAAACCAGAGAAAAUUGUGCUCUCUCCAAGCAUGGAGGCUCCUAAGAUCAUAGAACGGAUCCAGAGCCAGACAGUUUGCCUAGAAGAUGAAGUACACUUUCGCUGUAGAAUCACUGGUAAACCAGAUCCAGAAUGUCAGUGGUUCAAGAAUGGUGUCUUAAUGGAGAAGUCAGACCGGGUUUACUGGUAUUGGCCAGAGGACCAUGUCUGUGAAUUAGUGAUCAAAAAUGUCUUAGCUGAAGACUCAGCAAGUGUAAUGGUCAAAGCCAUAAACAUUGCUGGAGAGACCUCAAGCCAUGCUUUCCUACUGGUUCAAGGCAAACAAGUUGUUUCAUUCACACAACUUCUCGAAGAUCAGAAUGCUAAAGAGAAGGACACCAUGGUGACCUUUGAAUGUGAGACGAACGAGCCAUUUGUGAAGGUCAAAUGGAUGAAGAACAAUGCAGAAAUUUUCUCAGGUGACAAAUACAGAAUGCACUCUGACAGAAAGGUGCACUUCCUGUCAGUGCUGACAAUUUCUAUGAAUGACGAAGCAGAGUACAGUUGUGUGGUUGUUGACGAUGACCACAUAAUAACCAGUGCCUCACUUUAUGUUGAAGGUGCACCACUUGAAAUUGUAAAGAAUCUUGAGAAUAUGGAAGUACCUGAGACAUACUCUGGAGAGUUUGAGUGUGUUUUGUCCCGUGAGGAUGCUGAAGGCACCUGGUAUUUUGAGAACAAAGAAAUCACUCCUAGCCUCAAAUAUGUUGUGUCUGCACGUCGUGGUCGUCAUUGCCUUUCUGUGAAAGAUGUUAAGAAAGAAGACCAGGGAAAAUACACUUUUAGAGUGGGAGAUCUUAAGACAAGUGCCUCACUUAAGAUGAAAUUGCGCCCUGUGACUCUGAUGCAAGGUCUUUCUGACCUGACAAUCUGUGAGGGUGAUAUUGCCCAACUUGAGGUGCGAUUCUCUCAGGAAAAUGUUGAGGGCUCAUGGAUGAAGAAUGGCCAAGCCAUUUCUGCUUCCCAUAAGAUCCACAUGGUCAUUGACAAAGUCACCCAUAAGCUUCUCAUUGAGGACGCCAGUAAGGAUGAUGCAGGAAUGUACUCAUUUGUUGUUCCUGCUCAGGACAUUUCUACAAAUGGAAAGCUAACAGUUCAAACUAUUGGCUUCUUGGCACCACUAAAGGAUGUUUCCACAGUGGAAGGAACUAAAGCUGUCCUUGAGGCUAAAAUCUCUGCUACUGAUAUAACUUCAGUGAAAUGGUUCCACAACAACAAGCUGGUGACAGCAAGUGAUAGAGUCCAGAUGGUUGUCAAAGGAUCAAAACAGAGACUGGCUAUUAACAGGACCUACGCAUCAGAUGAAGGACAGUAUAAAUUGAUUGCUGGCAAAGUAGACUCAACCUGUAAACUUUCUGUUCAGCCUGUAUCUAUUGUUAAGCACAUGGAAGACUGCGUUUGCACUGAGACCCAGAAUGUCACCUUUGAAGUGGAGGUAUCUCAUCCUGGCAUUGAUGGUCUCUGGACUUUCAAGGGUCAACCUUUAAAGGCAGGUCCAAAGUACAAGAUUGAGGGCAAAGGUACACACUAUAGCCUCACUGUUUUGAAUGCCAUGAAGGACGAAGAAGGAGAGUACAUGUUUAUGGCUGGUGAAAAGGAAUCUAGAGCAAGGCUUACUGUAUCAGGUGGUGCUAUAAAUGGGCCACUCCAUGAUGUGACUGUAGCAGAAUCCCAGACUGCUGAGCUGGAGUGUGAAGUUGCUAAUCCUGCUACAGAAGGCAAAUGGCUUAAAGAUGGCCACCCCAUUGACUUCAGCGAUAAUAUCAUAAGUGAAAACAAAGGUGCUGUCCGACGCCUUGUCAUCGUCAUCACCAGGCCACAGGAUGUUGGAGAGUACACCUACCAGGUGGCAAAUUCCAAGACAUCCGGCAACUUGAAGGUUGAAGCCGUUAAAAUCAGGAAGACAAUAAAGAACCAAACUGUUACUGAGACCCAGGAGGCAGUAUUCAGUCUUGAACUCACCCAUUUAGAUGUGAAAGGAUCCCAGUGGAUCAAGAAUGGUGUUGAGAUUCAACCAAGUGAUAAAUUUGAGAUAACUGUCCAAGGCAUGGUUCACACCCUGAAGAUCAAGAACUGUAACACCCAAGAUGAAUCGGUCUAUGGGUUCAAACUGGGAAAACUAUCUGCUAAUGCCAGACUCAAUGUUGAAACUAUCAAAAUUGUGAAAAAACCAAAGGAUGUGACAUCGCUAUUGGGUGCCACUGCCUCAUUUGAGCUGAGUUUGUCCCAUGAUGACAUUCCAGUUAAGUGGAUGUUUAAUAAUCAGGAGCUCGAGCCAAGUUCAAAUAUUAAAACACUGUCUGAGAGGAAAGCCCACAAACUUAUCAUUCAGAGUGUUGAAGGUCACAUGGCAGGUGAAUACAUUGCUGUGGUCGGGCAUCUGCAGUGCAGUGCACAUCUUCAUGUUGAAUAUUUGGGAGUCACCAAACCUUUGAAGAACAUUGAGGUUCCAGAGACCCAUGUGGCAACAUUUGAGUGUGAAGUUUCACAUUUCAAUGUUCCAUCGAUUUGGCUGAAAAAUGGAGUUGAGAUUGAAAUGAGCGAGAAGUUUGGAAUUGUGGUGCAAGGCAAACUGCAUCAGCUGAAGGUCAUGAAUGCCAGCCAAGAGGAUGUUUCAGAAUACACAUUUGUUUGUGGAAAUGACAAAGUCUCUGCUACUCUGGCUGUAAAACCAAUUCUGAUCACAUCCAUGCUCCAAGACCUCAAUGCUAAAGAAAAAGACACUAUUACGUUUGAGGUGACCGUCAACUAUGAAGGUAUCACCUACAAAUGGCUGAAGAAUGGUGUAGAAAUCCGAUCCAGUGAUAGGUGCCAAACUCGCACCAAACAGUUCACUCACUCGCUCACUCUCCGAAAUGUUCACUUUGGGGAUGGAGGAGACUACAAGUUUGUGGCUGGAUCUGCUGAAACGUCUGCAAAACUCUUUGUUGAUGCUCGUGUGAUUGAAUUCACCAAGCACAUUAAAGAUAUCAAGGUAACUGAGAAGAAGAAGGCUAUAUUUGAAUGUGAGCUCUCUGAACCCAGUGUCCCUGUGAUGUGGAUGAAGGAUGGGCAGGAACUUGAGAUGUCUGACAGAUUCAAAGCCACCAUUGACAAAUUCCUGCAGCGUUUGAUGAUCCAGACAGUGCGCAUGUCUGAUGCUGGAGAGUACUCUGUGGUUGCUGGUGCAAGCGUUUCCAAGGCAAACCUCAUUGUGGAGGGCAAGGAUGUCCGCAUCUCUGAGCCUGCUGAGAAGGACAUCACUGUGGUUGAGAAACAGAGGGCUACAUUUGAGUUUGAAGUUAAUGAGGAUGACAUUGAAGGCCGCUGGCUGAAAAAUGGUGUUGAAAUUCAAUCUUCUGAUGAGCGUUUCAACUAUGUGACAGUUAGAAAGACACAUCGCUUGACAAUUACUGAAACUUACAGAAGUGAUGCUGGAGAAUACACUUUCAUUGCAGGAAAAAACAGGAGCACAGUCAAUCUGCAUGUCCAGAUCCCCGAGCCUCCUCAGAUCAUCAGGCACAUGGAGCCCCUGUCUGUUGAGGCUGGUAAACCUGCACGUUUCUCUGUGGAAGUGAAAGGAAUUCCUCAGCCUCAGGUAUCUUGGUAUAAGAACUCUCAGGCCCUGUCUUCUGGGUUCAAGUGUAAGUUCCUGAGGGAGGGAAAUGAGCACAUUUUGUUGCUCAUUGAGGUCUUCCCAGAGGAUGCAGCUCAGUACAACUGUGAAGCUAAGAAUGACUAUGGAGUAGCCACAAGCUCUGCUUCACUUAAUGUGGAAGUUUCAGAAGUGGUUUCCCCAGACACGGUGGCUCCAGUGGCCCCACCAGUAAUUAUUACCUCACUGCAAAAUACCUCUGCUGAAGAGGGAGAAUCAGCCAAAUUCCAGUGCCGUGUCUCUGGAGAUGAUCUGAAGAUUACCUGGUACUUCAGAGAUAAGGAGAUUGUGGAGUCUGAGAACUUCAGAAUGUCUCAGUUUGAUGACACCUGCCAGCUUGAGAUCUCCAGAGCAUAUGUUGCAGAUGCAGGAGAAUACACAUGUGUUGCACGCAAUUCUGGAGGAAUGGUCUCUUGCUCCGCUGUUUUGACCGUCAAUGAUCUCAGUGUGAGAACAGUAGGUAGGCAAAGUGUUUCGAGCACUGGAAUGACUCAUUCGGAGAUGGUCACCUCCCAGACCAUGAGUGAGACUCAUUCUUCCACUAUGCAAACUUUUGAAAGUGUCUCUACGGUGAUGAUGUCCACAACAUCUGUUAAAAGCAUUGAGGUCCAACAAGUUACCUCUAUGGAAGAAUACUCUACAAGCCCCACUUUGACCCUGAAAAUGAGUGAUGUCAUUGUCAGCCUGGGGGAUGUGGCUCAGUUCAAUUGCUCCUUCAGUGGACAACCAUUUACUGAAAUUAUAUGGGAUCAUAAUGGAAGGACAAUCACAAAUACAGAAAGGGUGCAGUAUGUACAUCAAGGCGGGCUCAUUUCUCUCAUCAUAUUCAAUGUCCAUCUUGGGGACCAGGGAAGUUACUGCUGUACUGUUAAAAAUAGAAAUGGUGAAAAUCGAACAUCUGCACAGCUCACAGUGGAAGCUAAAGAAGCGAACCCCAAAGAAACCCUCGUACCUUCCGGUUCUAUCAGUAAAUCUUCUAAAACUGAAAAUGAGUCAAGUAAAAAGGCCACUGACCAAGAAAAGCAGGAGUCCUUACCGAAUGUUGGAGCUCUGACAACAAAGUGGCAGAUAAGCCGACAUUACAAUCCUGAUGUUAUCCCUUUGUUGGAGCGUGACAUAUACGAUGCAAUGCAGCCAGAGUUCCCUGUGAAACUGUCCCCAGAAUUCCUUGCCAAACAAAGGGAGAGUGUUUCUCUUUAUUAUGUAAUCAAAGGAACCCCCUCUCCAUUCGUUGUAUGGCUACACAACCAGUUGAAUGUUGAAGAGCCAAGGUCAUACUCCUUGAAACAUGACGGGCCAUUGUGCUGCUUAAAUGUAAAGAAUAUUGGUUCUGAACAAGGGCGCACACAUUCUUGCGAGGUUAUCAGUGUUGCAGGAGACAAAACAUGCAGCACUCAUCUCAGAGUGAAGACAGUGUCUAAAGUGGAUGAGGAGGCCAGUUAUGAAGAGGAAGCAAAAGUGUUUUCUACCUCGACUAUAUCAACUGGAGAGGACUCUUGCACAACAAGUCUUCAUUUAAAAGAAAAAAGCAAAACAUUUGAACUCCAGCCAGAGUGUAAAUUAUUUUCAGAACCAUUAGAGAAAAAGCCAGAAAAGCCAGUCUUUGUAACAAAAUUCUCAUCAGCAAUCGCAACUUUUGGAAACACGGCUAAGUUUACUGUGAUAGUUUCUGGAUUUCCUAAGCCAGUUAUUCAGUGGUACCACAAUGGCCAAUUGAUAAAAUCCUCAGCUUUUUAUACAUUUGUCCAAGAGAAGGAAGAACAUACUCUUGUCAUAACUAACAUUACCAAAGAGUUGGAAGGAGAGUAUUCUUGCAACGCGAGCAACCAAUUUGGCAAGUCAACAUGUACAUCCUAUCUUCAUGUAAAGGUGAAGGACAUAAAGGAGCAAGAAGAGACUUUUGGGCAGCCUCCAUAUUUCAUCAAAGCAAUUGAGCAUGUGAAGUGUGCAGCCGGUAGCCAUGCUCUUUUUGAAUACACCGUAACAGGGGCUCCACUUCCUGAUGUUCAGUGGUACAGAGGUAGCAAACAUAUGCAGCCUAGUAAGUACUGCAUCAUUGUGAACAAUAUAGAUGGGUCUGGCUAUUUAAAGAUAUUAGGCAUUCAGCAAAGCGACAGUGAUCUUUACUCUUGUAGGGCAUCUAAUCCUCUUGGAGAAACCUCUUGCAGUGCAGAACUCAUUGUAUUCUUGGAGACAGCUUCUGAAACCACUGAAUCACGUUUGUAUAGUGUCAGUCUUCCAGAACAAGUCAAGACUAGCCUUCAGGAAGGACAACAGAUGGUUUACACCACUGGCACUGAAAACAGGCAAACUGUUACAAGUGGGCAGAUGGGUACCUUGCAUGCUUUAGAUAUAUCUGCAGCCACUGUGCACAUGGAGCAGGUAACUCACCAAGAUACAGUGAUUCAGUCUCAUGAUGUCCAGAAGAGAGUAAAAGUUGCCCCUGCCCUGCCAAUGCCAGUGGUGGCAACUCCUCUGAAACAGCUGCAUAUGGCUGCAAUGGCCUCUGCUGUUCAAGAAAACCAAGGCUUUACUGAGCAGCACUGUCAUCAAAUUGUUAGUCCAGAAGUACGAGAGCUUGAAUUGAGUGUUGAGGAGCACUCAAAACUUAUGUCCGCCAUUUCAGAGAGUUCUACACCUCUUAGCAUAUUGAAAGCUGAGGAUUUGAUAAAAAGUGAAACUGAAAAGAUACAAACAACUUCAGAGCCAAAGGUUAUUGUUAGUGGUCCUCAAGUUGAAAUUAAGUUACCAAUUCUAUGGGAAGAAUGCACAAAAAUUAAAAGUCCUGAAGAGGAGAAAAGCUACAGAGUUACAGAAGGGGUUAAGUUAUUGUAUACUGCAACAUCAUUGGAGAAUGUAGCACUUACAGAAGGUCAUACUUCAGAGCUAGCAACUUUUGAGUCCAUUGUAUGUUUAGCAGAAAAAGAACAAGCCAAACCAGUGCUUACAUCAGUCAGUGAGACUAAGCACACUCUUUUAAAAGAAAAAAACUUUAAAAUGCAUAGUCCAGACAAGGAAACUGCUCAGCUCUCUAAAGAGCCAAUAUUAAAAUCAGCCCUGGUUACUGAAGAAAAGAACAAGCUUCAAGCUGACAAAACCACUGGAAUACCUAUUCUAGAGCAUCCCUUUUCAGUCCAUUCCCAAAAAGAAGAGGAUCAGGUGCUUCAUUUACAGCUUAUCAGUGACCAAGGCACUCUUUUGUCUGAGGGCAGAUUUACUAGUGAGAAGCCAGGUUUCGAGCAGGUGGAUGUCAAAAAAAUGCCAAUUAUUUUGCACGCAGUUUCUUCUGAUGACCAGACAACGUUUUUUUAUGAACCGGCAACACAGCUAGCAUCCAAGGAUACCACAAUUGUUGUAAAGCCCAGAGAAGAGUUUCCUGCCCGAUUACAUCUUCACUCGGUGCAGUCGAAUACUACUUUAUAUAAAGAAGGGUUACUUUCAGUCGAAAAGCCAGAUGAACAGAAAGCCAUCCAGAGACAAGAAAAAGACCGUAAAUUUGUAGCCACUAAAGAAGAACGUGUAAAACUAACUUCAGAUUAUGCCAAAGGUCUUGAUGUGAUGGUAGAAGGUUUUAAGAUUGAGCACAAAACAGAAGCCAGACCCUUGAGUGUGCUUCAGGUAGUCUCACAGACUGAUCCGCUUUCAAAGGAAAGCCCUCUGGUCAGUGAAGUCAAGCUGCAUUGUGCAAUUGUGCAGAAAGAGGAUUGGUGGAAUAACAUGCAUGCAGCAUCUGUGUCAGAAUCUCAUUCAAUAGAAGAGGGUCGCACAGACAGUUUCAAAGCAGUUGAGAAAUUUACUUGUAAGACAGAUGUAGAACCUAAAGUACCGGUUCAGUCUUAUCAUGUAGAGGAAAAAGCCAUAUCAACAGAAAGUUGUGUUUCUCUUGAGGCUGCAGAGCAAGACUUUGCAGUUCAGAUUCAAGAAGGUCAAUCUGUAAGGCAUUCAAUACUUAUGGAGGAAAAACAUACUCUGACAGGUGAAAUGUCUCAGGGAUUUACCAGAUCAGAGGCAACUGAAAUAAACAUUACAACUCAGCCACUAGAACCUCUUUUAGUAAGUGAAUCGCAGGAAAGCAAAACUCUUCCAAAGGAGCUUACCUUUCUAAUUCCUGUACCAAAAUCACACAGCUUGGACAUCAAAGAACAGUUGGAAAUGACACUUCGAUGUGCUGUGGCUUGUGAGCAACCUUUGCUUUUGGCAGAUGUAGUGCAAAGUUUAGAAGUCGGGGAAGUAAAGGAGGUCAGGAUGCACAUGGAACCGAAAUACUUGAUGUUCACUUACCUUAUUACAGCAGCUGGUCCACCCAUUGAAAUUACAAUUGCCUUCGAGGGUGAAUACCCACAGACAGCAGCUCUUAAAAAUGAGUUUCGUGCUGCUUUCUACUCCAUGCUUAAUCAGGAGAAACCCAUCUUGACCUCUGAACAGUCAAACAUCUUAAAACUUGACAGACCUGAGAGACUGCAGGUUAGCAAAGCUUCUUCAUAUCCAUUAUCCUCAGCAAUUUUAACAGAAAAUGUUGAAGUGUUUGCAACACCCAAAAUGCAGUCUGCUGCUCUGCAAACAGAAGCUAAAGUCUCUUUGCAAUCUGCAAUGUCUCAAAAGCAAACUGCUAUCCAGGAGUCAAGGCACCAUGUGACUCAGAAGACUACUGAAUCCAAGAUGGAGAUCCACAGUUUCACUGAGACUGAACACAGGGAAAUGAAAAUUGUUUCAGAUAUUACAGUUGAUGCACCUCACAGGCAGGAAACUGUGGAAAAGCCUAUGGAUGUUCUUAUUCAAGAAGACAAACGAGAGGAGAUUUUAACAGAGGACAUUUUGCCUGAAAAGCUCUUUUUUGAAAUACCAUUAAAAGAUAUUAAUGCAGAGGAGAAUUCCAAGGUUACAUUGUCUGUGAGAAUAAAAGGUGUAAAAAGUGUAAACUGGCUUUUGAAUGGAGUAUUGAUCAAAUCUGGCAAAGAGUUCAAAUGUUUAAAGGAUAAUGACUCUUACACACUCUUAAUCAACAAAGUUAUCAAGAUGAAACAUGAAGGUGAAUAUACCUGCGAGGCUGAGAGUGAAGCUGGCAAGAUGUCAUCAUCAUCAAGGCUCACUGUUGUGUCAAGAGUGCCUCCAGUUUUCAAAAAGAAGAUCUGUGACGUGCAGAGCAACAUUGGCAGCCCAGUGAAGUUUGAAUGUGAAAUUGAAGAGACACCCAAUGUGACCUUCAAGUGGUCCAAAUCUGGCUCAGAGAUUAGACAGAGUGACAAAUUCAGGAUCAUCAGCAGGCAAAGCACAUCAUCUCUAGAGCUCCUCAACCCAACAAAGGAUGACAUUGGUGAAUACAGUUGUCGUGCUUCAAACAAGCACGGUAGUGACACCUGCUCUGCUAACCUGAGCAUCACUGGACCUGCCCAAUUUGUGAAGAAGUUGACAGACCUAUCUAUUCCAAUGAGCAAAAAACUAAGACUUGAAUGCACAUUCACUGGAGCUCCAAAAAUGUUUGUCACUUGGUACAAGGAUGGCAAACAGCUCUAUGCUUCAUAUCGAUACAACACCAAAGUUACAUCAAACUCCUGUAUCCUGGAGUGUCUGCAUGAGUGCAACAAUGAGACUACAGGAAGAUACUCAUGUGAAGUUUCAAAUAUUUAUGGGACGGAUAUAUGUCAUGCUCAAGUAGUGGCAGUUACAGAACCUGCCCGCUUUGUGAAGAAGUUGACAGACCUAUCUAUUCCAAUGAGCAAAAAACUAAGACUUGAAUGCACAUUCACUGGAGCUCCAAAAAUGUUUGUCACUUGGUACAAGGAUGGCAAACAGCUCUAUGCUUCAUAUCGAUACAACACCAAAGUUACAUCAAACUCCUGUAUCCUGGAGUGUCUGCAUGAGUGCAACAAUGAGACUACAGGAAGAUACUCAUGUGAAGUUUCAAAUAUUUAUGGGACGGAUAUAUGUCAUGCUCAAGUAGUGGCAGUUACAGAACCUGCCCGCUUUGUGAAGAAGUUGACAGACCUAUCUAUUCCAAUGAGCAAAAAACUAAGACUUGAAUGCACAUUCACUGGAGCUCCAAAAAUGUUUGUCACUUGGUACAAGGAUGGCAAACAGCUCUAUGCUUCAUAUCGAUACAACACCAAAGUUACAUCAAACUCCUGUAUCCUGGAGUGUCUGCAUGAGUGCAGCAAUGAGACUACUGGAAGAUACUCAUGUGAAGUUUCAAAUGUUUAUGGGAUGGAUAUAUGUCAUGCUCAAGCAGUGGCAGUUACAGAGCCUGCCCGCUUUGUGAAGAGGUUGAUAGACAUGGCUGUCCCACUCGGUCAGAAACUGAGACUUCAGUGUACAUUCAAUGGAGCACCGAAGAUGUUUGUCACAUGGUACAAAGAUGGAAAGCAACUGUAUGCCUCAUACAGAUACAACACAAGGAUCAUUGAGAACACUUGCAUUUUGGAAUGCCUCCAUGACUGUAACAAUGAAACACCUGGAAAAUACUCUUGUGAAGUAUCAAAUUCCUUUGGCACUGAUAUCUGUCAUGCCGAUAUAACUACAGUUACAGAACCUGCCUGUUUUGAACAGAAGCUUAAGGACAAAAAAGUUGCCAUGAGUAAAAAACUGAAGCUUGAGUGCACGUUUACUGGAGCUCCUAAAAUCUUUGUCACCUGGUACAAGGAUGGCAAACAAAUAUAUGCCUCUUACAGAUAUAAUACUCAAGUUGUUGGAAACACUUGCACUCUAGAAUGUCUACAUGAAUGCACUAAAGACACUCCUGGUAGAUACUCCUGUGAGGUGUCCAAUUCCUAUGGAAGUGAUAUCUGUCAUGCUGAAGUGACCACAGUUUCUGGACCUGCUCGUUUUGUGAAGAAACUCACAAACCAGACUCUUCGAUGGGGACAAAAGUUGAGACUUGAAUGCUCCUUCACAGGAAUUGAAAAACUGUUUGUCACAUGGUACAAGGAUGGCCAACAGGUCUACGCUUCAUAUAGGUGCAACACAAAAGUAAUUGGAAACACUUGCAUUUUGGAAUAUCAUCAUGAGUGUGAUGAGGAUACUCCUGGAAAAUAUUCUUGUGAGGUUACAAAUGAAGAUGGAUCCGAUAUUUGUCAUGCGCUGGUCACCCUUGCGACAGAGCGCAAAAUUCCACCAACUUUCACUAAGAAACCCUCAGAGCACAUUGAGGAUGCCGGGGGAAAAUUGGUGAAGCUUGAGGGUCGAGUAUCUGGGUCACAGCCUCUAUCUGUAAGCUGGUAUAAAGAUAAUAGAGAAAUCAACCCUUCUGACAUCUAUGACAUUUCAUUCAAGAGCAGCACGGCUGUGAUGUGUCUCAAGAAUGCCACAGUCACAGACAGUGGCGUUUAUACAUGCAGCGCUUCUAAUGAAGUGGGCACUGCCUCCUUCAAGGUGGUGGUUGACAUCACAGAGCAAAAAAGGCCACCGACUUUUGACAUUCCCCUUAAACCAGUGACAGUGAGUGAGGGAGAGAGGCUAAACCUUAACUGUCAUGUCUGCGGGUCUCCCCCAAUGAAGAUUCAGUGGAUGAAGGACAGAAGGGAGGUCACAUCCUCUGCUAGAACCAAGACGAUUUUUGUGGAUGGCACAGCCACCCUGGAGAUAAACCAGACAUCUAAAACUGAUGCAGGAGAUUAUCUGUGCAAGGCAACCAACAGUGCUGGUAGUGAAUUCUCCAAGGCCAAAGUCACAAUCAAAGAUAAAGCAAGUGCAGCACCUGCAACAGCACCGGCAGCCCCCACAGCACCUCAGACAGUUAAAAAACUGGAUAACUUGUUCUUCAUUGAGGAGCCCAAGAGCAUUCAUAUUGUUGAGAAGGGUACAGCUACCUUCAUUGCUAAAGUUGGUGGUGAUCCCAUUCCCAAUGUGAAAUGGAUGAAGGGCAAAUGGAGGCAGAUGACUCAUGGUGGUCGGGUCAACAUUCAACAAAAAGGCCAAGAGGCCAAGUUGGAGAUCAAAGAGGUGACCAAAUCUGACUCUGGUCAGUACAGAUGUGUUGCCUCAAACAAACAUGGAGAAAUUGAGUGCAGCACUGAUUUGAAUGUUAAUGAGAAGAAAGACUCUGGACCACAGGUGGUCAAACUGAAGAAGACUCCAUCAAAGCAGAAAAGUCCAAAGGAAGACAAAGACAUUGACAUUGUUGAGUUGCUAAGAAAUGUAGAUCCAAAAGAGUAUGAGAAAUAUGCUCGCAUGUAUGGAAUCACAGACUUCCGGGGUCUCCUUCAAGCUAUUGAGUUUCUGAAGAAGGAGAAGGGUGAAGAAAGUGGACGACCGGAAAGUGAACAUGGAAGAGAAUAUGAUGAGGAUUUGGCUAAGCUUGUGUCUGAUUUGCAGAGGAGAAUGGAACACAGUGAACCUGUUACCCUGCUUAAAGACAUCACAGAUCAGACAACGCAAGUUAACAAAGAGGCAGUGUUUGAGUGUGAGAUUAAAAUCAACUAUCCAGAAAUUACACUGUCUUGGUAUAAAGAUACACAGAAGCUAGAAACUAGUGAUAAAUACGACAUUAAACUCGUGGGCGACCGUCAGAUAUUGAAGAUCAAGAACUGUCAGACCAGUGACCAGGGAAAUUACCGUGUCGUUUGUGGGCCACAUAUAUCCAGUGCCAGACUGAUAGUGUUGGAGAGUCAAGUUAAUGUUCAGAAACCAUCACCUGCUGAUCAAAUUCAGUUCACCAAGCGCAUUCAAAAUAUUGUGGUGAAUGAGCAUCAGUCUGCCACUUUUGAGUGCGAGUUGUCUUUUGACAAUGCAGUCGUCACCUGGUAUAAAGAUACAUGGGAGCUUAAAGAGAGCCCGAAAUAUACCUUUAGGUGUGAGGGACGAAGGCACUUUAUGAUAAUCCUUAACGUAACAUCUGACGAUGAAGGUGUGUACUCUGUGAUUGCACGCCUGGAGCCUGUUGGUGAAACUAAAAGUACAGCAGAGCUUUAUCUGUCAGGAAAAGAAUUUGAAAUAAGACCAUGUUCUUUUGACGUUCCUGAUACAUCGAUACAUGUGCCAGAUGUGUCAUCUGUGAUUAGUUUAAAAGAUGAAUCCUCAGAAUUUCAUUAUGAAGAGAAGUUUGAAAUAACAGAAUUGAAGAAACCUGUUGAGGAGAUUGUAACGAAACAUGUAGUGGAAAGGACAGAGGAGGUGCCUAUGAAAGUUAUGAAGCAACCAGAAGAGACAACUGAAACAUCCUUUGUACAGCCUCCAGUUCCUGAGAAAGAACCUGAAGUCAAGAAGCCUGUUGAGGAAAAAGUUCGAACUGUCAAGGUGACAGAGCAAAAAGAACAACCCACAUGCAAAGAGCCUAAACCUCAGGUGCCUGCAGAACCAAAGGCUACAGUGGCUGACCCAAAGCCUGAACCUAAGUCUGAGCCAAGAGCUCUACCCAAACCUGAGCCCAAGCCUGAGCCAAAAACUCUACCGAAACCUGAGCCCAAGCCUGAGCCAAAAUUUCUACCUAAACCUGAGCCCAAGACUGAGCCAAAAACUCUACCGAAACCUGAGCCCAAGCCUGAGCCAAAAGCUCUACCGAAGCCUGAGCCCAAACCUGAACCCAAGCCUGAGCCAAAAGUUACACCAAAGCCCGAGGCUGAACCUAAGCCUGCAGUUGCAAAGAAAGUUGAGGCACCCUCUGUCAAAGCACCUGAAGCUCCAAAAAAGCCAGAAGCUGCACCUCAACCAUCCUUAGAUAUUAAAAAAGUUGAGGCUUUAACUCCAAAGCCAGACACUACUCAAAUAAAAGCUUUUGUGGAGAUGAAGGAAAGAGAACCACCAAAAGUAAAGCUAGACAGAAAACCAGAGCCUGCUUAUGCUGCCACUGAGACACCAAAGAAAGAAGUCUCUAUGCUACUGCCAGAAGAAUCUAACAAAGAUCAUUUGCCUGUCCAGUCUGAGCCAUCAAAUGUAGAGCCAGCUAGUCAGCCUGAAACUACACAAAGCCAGCCUCCUGAGCCAGUUAGAAAACAAGUAGUCAAAGCUGCACCAGAGGUUAUAGUUGAAUCAACAAGAAAACAACCUCACCAAGAAGUUUUUAAAGCAGAGUCAGUUGGAAAAAUUGAGCCUUUACCCAAAACUUCAGAGUCACCUCAAACAGAUCAAGCUAAAAAGCAAGUGCCAUCAAAGAGUGAACCAACCCCUAAAAUCAGUGAGCCAGCACUUGCUCACAAAAAGGAGGGUCGUCCACAGAAAGUGGUUGAAGUAAAGGCUGCAGAACUACCAUCUGAGAAAAAACCUGUGACUAAAGCUAAAAUGGAGACUGAGAUUCCCUCAGCCAAAGUCUUUGCAGUGUCUGAGAAGAAAACGGACACAUUUUCUCAUACAGUGGAAGCAACUCAGAAGAUCUCCAUGGAUGAAAUGUUUUUGAAGGAGGAAAUUGUGGAAGAGAGUGAAAGCAUGCCUCAUCAACCAGAGGAAAUUUUGUCUUAUCAAGAUCGUAUUGUAAGGAUGGAUGUUAGUCAUCACAGUAGAGAAUCAGCUGCUGAGGAUGUGAAGAUAAUUGAAACAGAGGUUUCCCAGAAGCCAGAACUUUCUUUUGAGCUAAUAAAAACAAAGGAGAUACCUGAGAUGAAAUGGUCAAAACAAGAAAUGCACAUUGAGAAAAAGGAAUGGAAAUUAGAGAUGUCCAGUGUUGAAACGUCUCGAGAAGAUGUGGUAGAAGUUGGCAUUGAGGCACCACAGAAAAGGCAAGAAUUUAUGUCAGAUAAAAAGAAAACAACUAAAGAUAUGCCUCUACAAAAGAGAGAUGAUACCCCUAGAAAAGAGAUGGCCAUUCAGAGAGAAAUAGAUGUUCACAAGAAAGAGUCUAUUCACUUACAGCAGUCUGUUCAUGAAAACAAGCGAUUACACGAGGAAACCCCUCAGAAAUCACCAGAGAUAACACCAAUAGUAAAACCAGAAGAAAAUGGAACUAUAUUAAAGGAAGUCCAUAAAGCACUUGAAAGAGACGAGAAGACCCAGGCUGUUGCAACUCCUGUGUCAGAAGUUGUUUCUCCUACAAAAGAACCAGAAAUAGUGAAGAAACCUGAACCAGAAGUCCCAAAACCAACUUUGGCUUCAGCUGAACAGAAAAUAUCAUCUCCAUCAAAAGAGCUAACUGUUGAAAGGAAACCAUCACCUGAGGCACCAAAGCCAAGUGUGGCUCCGGUUGAACGGAAAAUAUUGCCUCUUUCAAAAGAGUCAACUGUUGAAAAGAAACCAGCUCCUGAAGUACCAAAGCCAACUGUGGCUCCAGUAGAACAGAAAAUAGUAUCUCCUCCAAAAGAGCCUACUGUUGAAAAGAAACCAUCUCCUGUGGCACCAGAGCCAACAGCAGCUACAAAAGAACAGAGAGUCUCUCCUCCCACAGAUGCAGAUAAGGGCCCUGUUACAGCUCCUGGACCUGCUGGCAAAGAAACAACUUGCACCACACAAGCACUUCUUAAACAAAAGAGUAAAAUUCACAUCAAGGAAGAGGAAAAACUGGAAAUGCCAACCAUAAAGAAAGUAACCAGAAGAUCAAAAGAACAUCAGGAAGAUCAUGAAGUUAUAUCACUUAAGAAAUUAAACAAGAUUCAGUGUGAAGAACCACCAACAGAUGAGGGGCCACUUCUCCGGAAAGUUGAGAAAGCUGAAAUAGUUGGAGAGGAGAUGGUGUAUUCAAAGGCUGUUACUGAAAUCAAACUCACCAGCAACUAUGAAGUCACGGAAGAUACUUGGUCAUAUGAAACCGCUACAAAAACAAAGAAAAUAUCUAAAGAGGAGGGAAAGAAGACUGAACAAUACAAGGAUGUGAUGAAGAAGAAAGAGAUUACUACUGAAAUAGGUGGAGAAGUAGAAAAUAAGGGUAAACAAGGAAGUAAAAUUCCAAUGGAAGAUGAACCUAAGAUACCUCAGAAAAAGGUAACUAAGGCAAUAUCAACUGAGAAAGAACAGGAAAUUGUAAAAUUAAAACCUGCAGAGAAAUUAGACAAAGCUGUUGUAGGUCCCCAGAAAGACAGCAACACAGACAGGAUCAGUGAUAGUAUUGGCGUCCAAAAACACGAAAGGCUUAUAAAGGAUGAGCCUGUUUCAAAAAAAGAAAUAGAUGUGACACCUACAGAUCAAAAAACUAAAGAACCCAUAAUUCCAAAACCUGUUGUGGCUAAAGAUGAAAUCUCCAAAGAACCUGAGAAAUUUCCAAAGAAAGCAAAGAGAAUUCUACCACAGGUAGAGGAGCCAGAAACGGUUACACUAAAACCAUUUUCCAAAGAAUCUCAUGCUGAUGUAACUGCUGAAAUGGUUCCUCAAAAGCAAACUGAGAAAAAGCCUGAAGACAUUAAGCAUCCAGAGAGACCGGAAACAACACAUAUCCUGAAGGAACCUCACAUCCAGGUAAACGAACCAGGAAAAAGUGAAAAAAUAUAUAAAGAGACUAAAGAGAUCAAAAAGCUAGAGUCACCCCAUGAGUAUCAGCCAAUGAAGAGUAAUACUACUCCAGAAAAGACACAGGAAGGUCCCAAAGAAGAGGGGAAGGGAAUAGCUAAAAAACACAAAAUGAUUCCAGUGGAUAAAACGAAAAAAGAAGAGGUAUCAUUGAAACCUAUAAAAGGAAAGUUAAUUGCAGAGAAAACUCCUUCACCAAAGGUAGAUAAACCUAGUCCUCAAGUCACUCCACUGACUAAAAAGAGUCUAAAAGAGGAUGAUAAACCAGAAAUGGCAAAAAAAAUUGGUCUUUCACCAAAGGAAAUUCAGAGAGAAGAGGAAAUAUCACUGAAGCCUAUAGAACCUGCAGAGCUAAAAAAGACUCCUUCACCAAAAGUGGAGACACAAAAACCUAAACCCACUGAAUCCAUUCCAAUGGAAAGAAAGUCUAGUGCAAAAUCACCCAAGAAGAUUUCACCAAAAGAUUCACUUCAGUCUGUAAUUCUGAAGAAGGUCUCAAAGACAGUCUCCCCCAAAGAAGAAAAGACUACUCAGGAACCUCCUUUAAAAACUACUGAAGACAAACUGCCAAUGGUAAAGGAGUUGUCUCCUAGUCUUCUGCAUCUACAAAAGAUUCCUACACAGCAAGAGGAGAUAGUAUAUGAGCAUAAGCAGGAGGUGGUGGAUGGUGAAGAAGAAGAAACUUGGGGAUGGGAACUUGCUCCUAGGGACAGUUAUGGAUCCGAAACCUUUGAUGACGCCUUGGAAGAUGGAGCUGUUGAAACCCCAGGAAUGGGUGACAAGAAAGAUGGAAAACCAAAGGAGGAACCAGCUCCAGGCAGAGGCAGAGGACUAAGACCAAGACAAACUCCAUCUCCUGGUGAUGCUGGAAGGGGUAGAGGGCUGAAACCUGGUGGUGGAGGUGACAAGCCUCCAGGAGAAUCACCAUUUGGUUUCCAACUCAAAGCCGUCCCCUUGAAGUUUGUGAAGGAGCUCCAGGACAUUGUGUUGCAGGAGGCUGAGUCCAUUGGCUCCUCUGCUGUAUUUGAGUGCCAGAUCUCUCCAUCUACUGCUAUCACCACCUGGAUGAAAGAUGGAAGCAAUAUAAGGGAGAGUCCAAAGCACAAAUUCACAUCUGAUGGCAAAGACCGCAAACUGGCCAUCAUUGAUGUACAGCUUUCAGACACUGGGGAGUACACAUGUGUUGGAAAGCUUGGCAACAAGGAGAAGACCUCAACAGCUAAACUUGUUGUAGAAGAAUUACCUGUGAAAUUCACAAAGAAUCUGGAAGAAGAGACCUCUGUGUUCAAGGGGCAGCCAAUGUAUUUGACCUGUGAGUUGAACAAGGACCGAGAUGCGGUCUGGAAGAAGAAUGGACAAGAGAUAAAGGAAAUUCCUGGCAAAAUUCAAAUCAAUAUUAUUGGGCUACAGCGUACCAUCACAAUCCAGGAUGCGAACGAUGAUGAUGCUGGUGUUUACACAUGCGAGUGUGAAAACAUUAAAACUCAAACUAAUGUCAAGGUUAUUGAAAUCAUUAGAGACUGGUUAGUGAAACCUUUGCGGGACCAGCAUGUGAAGCCCAAGGCCACUGCUACAUUCAAAGGCGAGCUCUUCAAGGACACCCCUAACUGGAAGUGGUACAAGGGUAACGAUGAAAUUCCUAAUGAGCCUACAGAUAAGACUGAGGUGAAGAAGGAGGGUAAAGAGAUUACUCUUACAAUUAAAAGUGCCCAGCCUGAUGACGUUGCUGAGUACACUGUGGAGGUUGAAGGCCGCAGAUAUGCAGCAAAACUAACACUUGGAGAACGUGAAGCGGAGAUCUUGAAGCCUCUUGCUAGUGUGGAGGUGGUUGAGAAAACGGAGGCCAACUUUGAUACUGAAAUUUCAGAAGAUGAUGUGCCUGGAGAAUGGAAACUUAGAGGGCAGGUUCUGACAAGAUCACCGACAUGUGACAUCAGAUCUGAGGGAACAAAACGAUUCCUUACUAUCAAAAGCGUUCAGCUUGAUCAAUCUGGAGAAGUUACAUACCAAGCUCUGAAUGCUGUGACAAGUGCUAUGCUCACAGUAAAGGAGUUGGAAAUGGAGUUCACAGUCCCUUUGAAGGAUGUUACUGUGCAUGAAAAGAAACAGGCAAAGUUUGAGUGCUCCGUCAAUAAGGAUGUGCCUAAAGUGAUUUGGUUUAAGGGUUCUGAUAUUGUUACACAAGGAAAUAAGUAUGAAAUCAUUGAUGACGGAAAGAAACACAUACUCAUUAUAAAUAACUGUGGCUUUGAGGAUGAGGGUGAAUACAGUAUUGAGGUCUUGGGCAAAUCAUCAAAAGCAAAACUGAUGGUAGAGGGUAUGAGGCUGAACUUCACCUCAACAUUAAAGGACCUAACUGUGAAGGAAGGUAAAACAGCUGUAUUUGAGCUUGAACUCUCUCAUGAGAAUGUUGACGUGACGUGGUACAUAAAUGAAAUAAAAGUGCACCCAAGCAGAACCGUGUUCACCAGCAUGGUGGGAAAGAAACAUACACUAGAAAUUAAGGAAGUAUCACUAGAUGAUACUUGCCUGAUAAAAGCAGAGGCUAAAGGAAUAUCUACAAUGGCUAAGCUGCUGGUUAUAGAGGGUGAUGCAUUUUUCACCUCCAAGUUACAAGAUUACACCGCAGUUGAGAAAGAUGAAGUCACAUUUGACUGCGAGCUCAGUAGAGAUGCUCCUGUGAAAUGGUUCAAGAAUGAAAUUGAAAUUAAAGCCUCCAAGAUGAUUACUAUGAAAGUUGAAGGCAAACGGAGAAUCCUCAAUCUUAAGAAAGUUGAGAACAAAGAUAAAGGAUUAUAUGUUUGCGACUGUGGAACAGACAAGACUUCGGCCAACUUGAACAUUGAAGCUCGUGACAUCAAAGUGGUGCGACCAUUGUAUGGUGUUGAGCUCUUUGAUGGUGAGACGGCUCGUUUUGAGGUGGAAAUCUCUGAAGAUGAUGUCCAUGGCCAGUGGAAACUGAAGGGUGAAGUCUUAUCCUCGUCACCUGAUGUUGAGAUUAUUGAGGAUGGUGCAAAACACACAUUAACACUCUACAACUGCAAAGUUUCCCAAUCUGGAGAGGUGAUCUUCCAGGGAGCGAAUGCUAAGUGUUCUGCAAAUCUUAAAGUGAAAGAUUUGCCCAUUUCUUUUGUCAUGCCUUUGAGCGAUGUACAAGUCUAUGAGAAAGAUGAUGCAAGAUUUGAAAUCGAAAUGUCAAGAGAGGCUAAGGUUGUCCGCUGGCUAAAGGGAUCUCAGGAGUUGAAGGCUGAUGAAAAGUUUGAAAUCCUCGCAGAAGGGAAAAGACACAUUCUGGUGGUCAGAUCUGCUGCCUAUGAGGAUGAGGCUAAGUACAUGUUUGAGGCUGAGGACAAGAGGACAUCUGCCAAACUUGUUAUUCAGGGUAUCCGUCUUGAGUUUGUCAGACCCAUUAAAGAUGUCACUGUUAAAGAGCGUGAGACUGCAGAAUUCAGCAUUGAGCUCUCUCAUGAGAAGAUACAAGUCACCUGGUACAAGAAUGACAUGCGUUUGCAUCCAAGUAAAGUGGUACACAUGUCAGAGGAUGGCAAAACCCAUACUCUGUCCUUCAAAGAGGUGUCUAUUGAUGACACUUCUCUAAUUAAAGUUGAGGCCCUUGGGAAAACCUGUGAGGCAAUGCUCACUGUACUUGAGGGAGAACCUUACUUUACUACCAAGUUGCAGGACUACACUGCAGUUGAGAAGGAUGAGGUUGUCCUGAUGUGUGAAGUGAGCAAAUCAUCUGCUCAGGUGAAAUGGUUCAAAGACGCCCCAAAAAAAUGUGCUUGUUUCACUCAGGACUGUGAGAUUAAGGAGGAAGGCACCAAGCACAUGCUUAUUCUUUACAAUGUUCACAUGGAUAUGGCUGGUGGUGUGGACUUCAGUGCUGCUAAUGCUAAAUCAAGUGCUCAGCUCAGAGACUGUGAGAUUAAGGAGGAAGGCACCAAGCACAUGCUUAUUCUUUACAAUGUUCACAUGGAUAUGGCUGGUGGUGUGGACUUCAGUGCUGCUAAUGCUAAAUCAAGUGCUCAGCUCAGAGUUAAAGCACGCACAAUUGGCCUCCUGCGACCUCUUCGGGAUGUCACUGUCACUGCUGGAGAGACUGCCACCUUUGACUGUGAGCUCUCAUAUGAAGAUAUUCCAGUUGAAUGGUUCGUUGGCUCAACAAAGAUGGAGCCAAAUGAUAGGGUGGUCACCAGAGCAGAAGGAAGACUGCAUUCUCUGACUCUAAGAGAUGUCAAGAUGACAGAGGCCGGGGAAGUGAAACUUACUGCAAAGGACUUUGUGACCCAGGCCAACCUUACUGUGAAUGAGCCACCAGUUGAGUUCACCAAGCCCUUGGAGGACCAGACUGUUGAGGAGGAAGCCACAGCCAUUCUGGAGUGUGAACUGUCCAGGGAGAAGGCUGAUGUGAAGUGGUUCAGAGACGGACAGGAAAUUCGUAAAACCAAGAAGUAUGAGAUGGUGGCUGAGGGACGCAUAAGGAGACUGAUCAUCAAGGACUGUAGCCUCGAUGAUUCCAAGACAUAUACCUGUGAUGCAAAGGAGUUCAAGACAUCUGCUUUCUUAAAUGUUGAACCUCCAUUUGUGGAAUUCACUAAGCCUCUUCAUGAUGUUGAGGUUAAGGAGAAGGAAUCUGCUAAGUUUGAAUGCGAAGUGUCCCGUGAAAGUGCCAAGGUCCGCUGGUUCAAAGAUGGUGCUGAGAUCAGAAAAGGCAAAAAGUAUGAGAUUAUUGCCAAGGGAUUACAGCGUAUUCUCAUCAUCAGCAAGGCAGUAUUUGAUGAUGAAGCAGAAUAUGAAUGUGAUGCAAGGACAUCCAAGUCCUCUGGAAUGCUGACAGUUGUCGAGGAGGAAGCUAGAUUCACAAAGAACCUGUCCAAUGUUGAGGGCACGGAAACCGACAGCAUUAAGAUGAUUUGUGAGGUCUCCAAACCCAGUGCGGAGGUUACGUGGUACAAGGGUGACCAGGAGAUUCCCGAGGGUGGUAGAUAUGAACAUGUUGCAGAUGGGAGAAAGAGAAUUCUCAUCAUACAGGACCUCCGUAUGGAUGAUGCUGGCGAGUACCGGUGCAAACUGCCUGCUUCAGAAACAAAAGGAACUUUAAAGAUCAGUGAAUUGGCAGCUGAGUUCAUUGCCAGGCCCCAAAACCAAGAGGCUGUUGAGGGCGAAAAGGCUGAGUUUGUUUGCUCGGUGUCUAAGGAAAAUUAUGAAGUCAAAUGGUUCAAAGGAGACAAAGAACUUACAACUGAUGAUAAGUAUGAAAUUGUCAGUGAUGGCAAGAGGAGGGCACUCAUUGUCAAAAACUGCGAGCUAAAAGAUGAGGGUGCAUUCACUGCCCACAUUGGCUCUGUAAAGGCUUCAGCAGACUUGUUGGUGAUUGAAAAACUGAGGAUAAUCACUCCCAUUAAGGAUACCCAAGUAAAGGAAGGACAAGAGAUUGUUCUUAACUGCGAGGUGAACUCAGAGGGAGCUAAAGCCAAAUGGCUGAAGAACAAUGAGACGAUGUUUGAGAGCAGCAAGUUUGUCAUGGUUCAGAGAGACACUGUGUUCUCUCUGAGAAUAAAAGCUGCAGAAAAGUCAGAUGAAGCCAGCUAUACCAUUACACUGACUAACCAACGCGGAGAGCAGGCCAAGUGCUCUGCUAAUGUCAAUGUACUAGAGGAAGCCCUCAAGAUCAUUGUGCCACUAGAGGACUGUGAAAUAGAGGAAAAGAAGACUUUGACUUUCACUUGCAAAGUGAACAGACCAAAUGUGACAGUCCAGUGGAUGAAGGCCGGUCAAGAGAUCACUUUCAGCAAACGUAUUCUGUAUCGUGUGGACAAGGACAAGCACACUCUGACCAUUAAGGACUGCAGUCUUGCAGACGAGGGUGAAUACAGUGUAGUUGCUGGUGCUGAUAAGGCCACAGCAGAACUGAUCAUCAGUGAGGCACCCGCUGACUUCACCGCUCAACUCAGAGACCAAACCAUCACUGAGUUUGAGGAUGCUGAGUUCACUUGCAAAUUGUCUAAGGAAAAAGCCCAUGUUAAAUGGUACAGGAACGGACGUGAAAUCAGAGAAGGACCAAGAUAUCAUAUGGAAAAAGAUGAAAAAGAAUGCAAGCUUGUAAUCAAAGAGUGCAGACCAGAUGAUGAAUGUGAAUAUGCCUGUGGAGUGGAAGACAAAAGGACAAGGGCACGUCUCUUUGUUGAAGAGAUUCCAGUAGAAAUUGUCAGGCCACCCACAGAUGUAUUUGAGCCUCCAGCAUCAGAUAUUGUGUUUGAGGCUGAACUAAAUAAGGACAGAGUUGAGAUCAAAUGGAUGAGGAACAACAUGAUCAUUGUCCAGGGUGACAAAUACCAGAUGAUCAGUGAGGGCAAAGUUCAUAGACUGCAGGUCUGUGAGAUCAGACCCCGUGAUCAGGGAGAAUACAGGAUUGUUGCCAAGGAAAAGGAUGCCAGAGCCAAGCUUGAGCUUGCAGCUAUUCCAAAGAUCAAGACUACAGAUCAGAACCUUGUAACAGAUGCUGGAAAGCCUUUCGUCAUGACGGUUCCUUAUGAUGCUUAUCCUCGUGCUGAGGCGGAAUGGUUUUACAAUGACAUCAGCCUUCCUGGGCAAAACAUUGACACAUCCAAUGAACGGACAGAGUACAGGCUGAAGGACCCUAAGAAGUCAGACCAGGGUCGUUACAAGAUUGUCAUCAAGAACAAACAUGGAACAGGAGAGGCUUUCAUUAAUCUUGAUGUCAUUGAUGUUCCGGGACCUGUAAAGAACCUGCAUGUUGUUGACACUGCUGAUGGUGAGGUCAGCCUUGCUUGGGAGGAACCAGAAAGUGAUGGUGGAAGCAAGAUCUUGGCUUAUGUGGUUGAGAGACGAGAUGUCAAACGCAAGACCUGGACAAUGGCCACAGACCGUGCUGACAUUCCAGAGUACUGUGUUGGUGGAUUGCAGAGGGACAACAAGUAUUUCUUCCGUGUAUGUGCUCGCAAUAGAGUUGGAAAUGGCGAGCUUGUUACUACUGAUGAGGCAGUUCAAGCCAAAAACAAAUUUGAUGUGCCUGAUGCACCUCAGAAGGUUAUGGUUGGAGUUGUCAAUAGGUUUGGUGCCACAGUUUCCUGGGAACCACCACUUUUUGAUGGAGGAUCUGAGAUCACAUCUUAUAUCAUUGAACUACGUGACAGAACGUCUGUGAAAUGGGAGCCUGCUAUGGUGGUCAAAGCUGAGGAUCACACAGCCACACUCAAUGAUGUUGUCGAAAACAAAGAGUACAUCUUUAGGGUCAGAGCUGAGAACAAAGCUGGAAUUGGCCAGCCAAGCGCUGCCACAGAUCCAGUGAAGAUCAUGGAUCCCAUUGAGAGGCCAAGUCCACCUCUGAACUUCAGCUACACAAAUCAGACCAAAGACUCAGUUCAGCUGUCAUGGGAGACACCAAUUAGCAAUGGAGGCAGUAUGAUUACGGGCUACAUCAUUGAGAAGUGUGAAGAUGGUACUGACAAGUGGUGGAGAUGUAACGCUAGGCUUUGCCCUGACCUUUACUACAGGGUUUCUGGACUGAAAUUUGGUCAGAAGUAUCACUACAGAGUAUGUGCAGAAAAUGCUGCUGGUGUUUCUGAUCCAGCUGAUGCAAUUGGGCCACUUUUGGCCGAUGAUCCUCACGUGGGUCCCACAAUGGACCUCAGUGGAUUUAAAAAUGGUCUGGAGGUCAUUGUUCCCAAUGCUCUUGUCAUCCGAGUUCCCAUUACGGGAUAUCCUGUCCCCAAACCCAAGUGGACAUUUGGUGACAAAGAGUUCACUGCAGGAGACCGUGUUUCCAUGGUUACGAGGCCUACAUACACCGAACUGGUUGUUGCUCCAAGUGUGCGUCCAGACAAAGGAACAUACACGUUACAACUGGAGAAUGAUGUGACAACUGUCUCUGGAGAGAUUGAAGUCAAUGUUAUUGCAUGUCCAAGUGCACCCAAAGACUUCAAAGUUGCAGAGGUGACCAGACAUCAUGUGCAUCUAAUGUGGGAAGCACCAGAGCAUGAUGGAGGCAGCCCUGUAAGUGGGUACAAUAUUGAGAAAAGAGAGGUUUCCCGCAAGACCUGGGUCAAGGUGAUGUCAGGCAUACAGGACCUCGAGUACACCAUCACAGAUGUCAUUGAGGGCAAGGAGUACUUGUUCAGUGUUAUUGCUUGCAACAAAUGUGGACCAGGAGAGCCAGCAUACAUUGAUGAACCCGUCAAUGUGUCCUCCCCAGCCACUGUCCCUGACCCUCCUGAGAACCUGAAAUGGAGAGACAAAUCAGCGAAGAACAUCUUCCUGCUCUGGGAACCUCCCAGAUAUGAUGGUGGUGCUGCUAUCAAGGGCUACAUUGUUGAUAAAUGCCAGCGUGGCACUGACAAAUGGGAAGCCUGUGGAGAUCCCAUACCUGAGCUUAAGUUCCAGGUGACUGGUCUUGUUGAAGGUCAGUGGUAUGCCUAUCGUGUGAGAGCAGUGAACAGACUUGGAGCCAGCCGACCAUGCAAGGCUACAGAUGAGAUCCUGGCUGUAGAUCCUAAAGAGCCACCAGAAAUCCAGCUGGAUGUGAAGCUUCUAGCAGGCUUAACUGCUAGGGCUGGCUCUAAGAUUGACCUGCCAGCUGAUGUGCUUGGCAAGCCGGAGCCAAGAGUAAAAUGGACAAAGGCUGACCUUGUCCUGAAACCAGAUGAUAGGAUUACUAUCGACACAAAACCUGGCCAUUCCACACUUUCCAUUGCAAACACAACCAGAUCUGACACGGCCACCUAUAUAAUUGAGGCAGUCAACACUAGUGGCCGUGCCACUGCAACUGUUGACGUCAACAUUCUUGACAAACCUGGCCCCCCGGCUGCUUUUGAUAUCUCUGAAAUCACCAAUGAAUCCUGCUGUCUGGCCUGGAAUGCUCCCAGAGAUGAUGGUGGCUCCCCAGUAACCAAUUACAUUGUAGAGAUGAGACCCACAGAUAAAGAAGAGUGGCAGAAACUGUCUGCUACAAUCAAACAAACUGCUUUCAAAGCCUCCAAACUGGUUCCUAUGAAAGAGUAUAUCUUUAGAGUGUCUGCUGAGAACCAGUAUGGCAUUGGGACUCCUGCAGAGCAUGUGCCUAUUGUUGCAAAGUAUUCAUUUGAUACCCCUGGGUCACCAACCAGGGUUCAGCCUUCUGAUAUCACAAAGGAUGCUGUAACUCUGACUUGGUUUGAGCCUGAUGAAGACGGUGGAAGCCCCAUCACUGGUUACUGGGUUGAGAGGUUUGAUCCUGAGACUGACAAAUGGAUCAGGUGUAACAAGCUGCCAGUUAAGGACACAUCGUACAGGGUGAAAGGUUUGCCAACAAAGAAGAAGUACAGGUUCCGUGUUUUGGCUGAGAAUCUUGCAGGACCAGGAAAGCCAAGUGCUGAGACUGACCCAGUUUUGAUUAAAGAUCCAAUUGAUCCUCCUUGGGCCCCUGGGAAACCAUUCAUCAAAGACAUUGCCAAGAUUUCAGCACACCUGCAGUGGACCAGACCUGAGCAUGAUGGCGGCGCUAAGAUUGAGUCCUACAUAAUUGAGCUUCAAAAGAGUGGAACUGAGGAAUGGGUUCGUGUAGCUGAGGAUGUGCCAACAACAGAGCAUUUAUUGAAGGGUCUGAUGGAGAAGCAGGAGUAUUCUUUUAGAGUCAAGGCCGUCAAUGUUGCUGGAGAGAGUGAACCCAGUGAUCCAAGUGACCCUGUUGUCUGCAAAGAGAGACUUUAUCCUCCAAAUGCCCCACGCUGGCUUGAGGUGGUUAACAUUACUAAAAUCAACUGUGACCUGAAAUGGACUGAACCAGAUAGUGAUGGUGGCUCUCCGAUCACCAACUUUGUUGUUGAGAAGAGGGAUGUCAGACGCAGGGCCUGGCAGCCUGUGGAUACCACAGUGAAAGAAACCAAGUAUACUGUCACUCCACUGAAUGAAGGCUCUCUUUAUGUGUUCCGUGUUGCUGCUGAGAAUGCAGUUGGUGUAAGCGAGUUUUGUGAACUAGAGGACUCUGUUUUGGCCAAGGAUACUUUCACAAACCCUGGACCACCUUACGCUUUGACUGUUGUUGAGGUGUCCAAGAGACAUGUUGACCUGAAAUGGGAACCACCCAGCAGUGAUGGUGGAAGACCAAUAACCAAGUAUGUUAUUGAAAAGAAAGAGAAGGUAGGCACACGCUGGGUUAAGUCUGGAAAGACAUCUGGCCCUGAAUGCAAGUACAGGGUGACUGAUGUUGAUGAAGGCUCUGAGGUACAGUUCCAGGUCCGUGCUGAGAAUGAAGCUGGAGUUGGCCACCCAAGUGAACCUACUGUUAUCAUGACCAUUGAGGAUCCCAUAAGUCCACCUUCUCCUCCACUUGAAGUUAAGAUUGUUGAUGCCAGCAGAGAGCACAUCAACAUUACAUGGAAAGCUCCAGAAAAGAAUGGCGGAAGUCCAGUCACAGGCUACCAUGUUGAACUGUCGGAAGCUGGAACUGAGAAGUGGAUGAGGAUUAAUGCUCGUCCUGUCAAAGAGCUCAGGUUUAAGGCUGAGGAAGGCAUCAUUCCUGAGAAAAAAUAUGUUCUGAGAGUUCGUGCUAUCAAUGCGAUUGGAGUCAGUGAUCCCUCUGAAAUUUCAGAUGGUGUCUUUGCUAAAGACCCUGACUGUGCACCAACCAUGGAUCUCAAGACCCAAGACAUUGUAAUUGUUGAGGGUGAGAAGAUGGACGUAAAAAUCCCAUACAGAGCAAUACCAAAACCAUCAAUGGUCUGGAAAAAGGGUGACACUGAAUUAAAGACUGAAGACAGACUGACGUUGACAUGUGAACUCAAUCGUGUUCACCUGGAGCUUCUCAAGUGUAAACACGAAGAUGCUGGCGAGUACACUGUUACUCUUGAGAACAGUCUAGGUUCAAUAACUGGCACAAUCAACGUAAAAGUGAUCGGUCUGCCUGGACAAUGUAAGGACAUCUCUUCCAGUGAGGUCACCAAGGACUCUUGCAAGAUCUCUUGGGAGCCUCCAGAGAGUGAUGGUGGUAGCCCGAUCUUGCACUAUGUUCUAGAGCGUAGGGAAGCUCAGAAGAAGACAUUUUUACCUGUGAUGUCUAGAGACAAUGUUUUAAGUUUUGUGGUCAAAGAUCUUAUGCUCAAUGGUGAAUAUUACUUCAGAGUGAAGGCUGUCAACAAGAUUGGUAGUGGCGAGUUUCUUGAACUCCGUAAUCCUGUCAUAACAGAAGAACAAAAACAACGCCCAGACCCACCAAUUGAGGUUGAAGGACACAAUCCCACCUCAAAUUCAAUCACUGUUACUUGGAUGGCUCCACCAUAUGAUGGUGGAUGCCCAAUCACAGGGUACAUUCUUGAGAAGAUUGAAAAAGAUGGUGACAGAUUUGAAAGAUGCAUUCCAAAUCUGGUACCUGGUUUCUCCUACACUGUUACUGGCUUGACGGAAGGAAAGGAAUACCAGUUCCGUGUCCGUGCAGAGAACAUUGCAGGAGCAAGUGACCCAUCUCGCAGUACACCAUUGAUUAAGGCUGCUGAUCCUGUUGAACCACCAAAGGUAUCACUCCAUGCCCGUAUUGCAUCUGGCCUCAGUAUCAAAAAGGGCGAGGAGAUUAGAUUGGAUACUUACAUAUCUGGAUCUCCCUACCCAACUGUUACAUGGCUUAGAAAUGAUGAGAAUGUGAGGCAGCCACCAGCUAAGAAAAAAACUGAAAUUGUGAAAAAGAAGAAAAAGAAGUCUGUUCAGCCUGAACCUGAAGAAGAAUUCCAUCCACCACUUUUAGAUCGCCUGUCAUUCGACCAGAGCAAAAGGAGUGAAACUGCUCUGAUGGUGCGUGAUGCCAUCAGAACUGACCAUGGAAUUUUCACUAUCAGAGUUGAGAAUCCCCAUGGUUUUGCAACAGCGUCAUGUGAAGUCAAUGUUCUUGAUAAGCCUGGCCCCCCUGUUAACUUUGGAUUUGAUGAGAUCAGGAACACCUCUGUUGUUUGCAUGUGGGAUGCACCUCUUGAUGAUGGUGGCAGUGAGAUCAUCAACUACAUACUGGAAAAGAAAGACAACACUACUGAUGAGAUUGGUUGGGUAACUGUGACCUCGACCCACAAGGGAUACAAUUACCCUGUAACCAAGCUUAUUGAAGGAAAGGAGUACAUCUUCAGAGUCACAGCCGAAAACAAGUUUGGCUGUGGACAUCCAUGCUACUCUGAACCACUUAUUGCGAAGAAUCAGUUUGAACCACCUGAUGCUCCCAACAUGCCUAGAAUUGGAGAGGUCACUUCCAGCACAGCUGCUCUCAGCUGGCAUGAGCCAAAGGACAAUGGUAGCCCUAUCUUGGGCUAUUGGGUUGAGAGACGUGAAGUCAACAGCAAAUAUUGGACCAGAGUGAACAGCAAUCUUCUUAAUGCAUUGUCGGUUAAGGUUGAGGGUCUUAUGGAAGGCCUUGUUUACAUAUUCAGGGUCUGUGCUGAAAAUCUUGCUGGCCCGGGAGAAUUCAGUCCACCAACUGACCCUCAGACUGCAAUGGAUGCAAUCUUACCACCUGGCCCUCCUGCACCAAAAAUUGUUGAUGUCACAAACACAACUAUCGAUAUCAGUUGGGUACCUCCAUUGUACAAUGGUGGUGGAGAAAUCCUUGGAUAUCAUGUUGAGCGCUGUCUGGUUGGAGAGAAAGAGUGGGUCCGCUGCACUGAGUUUAGAUGCAAAGACCGCAAAUACACUGUGACUGGACUGACUGAGGGAGCAGAUUAUUAUCUUCGUGUGUAUGCUGUAAAUGAAGCAGGUCAUGGUGCCCCAGGCAUGACUGAACCUGUUCAGGCCAAAGAACCUGAAGAGGCCCCAGGGGUUGAGUUUGAUGUCUCUGUAAGGAAUGGAGUCAUCAUUAGAGCUGGAGAAACGUUGCGUCUCCCUGCUGUUGUUACUGGUCGCCCUGUACCAGAAGUUAAGUGGACAAAAGACGAUGCAGAGCCAGACAAGGAACACACAGUUAUUGAGACAGAAGGAAAAAACAGCAGUUUAACCAUCAAAAAUGCUUUGAGAACUGACUAUGGCAUAUACCAGAUCACAGGUACCAACCCCAGCGGAACAAAGUCUGCCUCCGUUAAGGUGGAUGUGAUGGAUGUUCCCGGACCAGUGGUUGACCUUAAGACAGUUCAUGUGACCAAGAAGAUGAUUUCACUCACCUGGUCAGAUCCUCUGGAUAAUGGUGGAAGUGACAUCAUGGGCUAUGUUGUUGAAAGAAAAGAUGCCAAAAUGCACAUUUACAGACAACCCUUAGAAGUUGCUGCUUGCAAAUGUGACAUUGUUGGUCUUCUUGAUGGAGAAGAAUAUAUGUUCCGUGUAGUUGCAAGGAACAAGUAUGGCCUUGGUGCUCCUGUUGACCUUGGACCUGUUUUAGCAGUGGAUCCCAAAGGAGUUCCAUCUGCUCCAGAGAAAUUGCACUAUACGGAAAGGACCAAGAACACUAUUACUUUGACUUGGGAACCUCCCCGUAGCGAUGGUGGUUCUCCAAUCAGAGGUUACUAUGUUGAAAAGAUGAGACAAGACAGCAACGAAUUUGAUGUUGCCAAUCGGCAACUCUGCAAAGACCUCACCAUCACUCUGGAAAGUCUCUCUGAGAACAUGAUUUAUGACUUCAGAGUCAAAGCUGUCAAUGAGAUUGGAGAUGGAGAACCAUCCAAACCAAUCAGUGUCAAUAUUCAGGAUGAUGAACAUUCACCAACUGUUAAGUGGUUGAAAUUCUUUAAGAGUGAUGCCAUUAUUGUCAAGAAGGGAGCAGCUAUUGAAAUUCCUGCUGAAAUUCUUGGCCUGCCCUUGCCUACCUUUGAGUGGACAAAGAAUGGAGUAGUUAUUGACCAACCUACUGAGACAAUGACAUUGGAAUCGGAGGAGAUUAACAGGCAAACUAUCAAUACCAAAAUUGGUAUUCCUGAAACUGUAAGACAAGAUACAGGCAUUUACAAGUUAACUGCCACAAAUACCCGUGGAGUAGGUCAACGGACAAUACGAGUGGAUAUCUUGGAUCGCCCAUUGGCACCAAGAAACAUUGUGGUGUCUGACAUCAAAGCUGAGUCUUGCUACCUAACCUGGGAUGCUCCAGAGGACAAUGGUGGAAGUGACCUCACUAACUACAUCAUUGAGAAGAGAGAUGCCAGCAAAAAGAAGUCUGACUGGGAACAGUUGACAUGCUGCAUCAUAGACAGACGUUAUGGGGUGUACAAGUUGGAGGCCUAUGGUACCUACCAGUUUCAGAUCAAAGCUGAGAACAAGUAUGGGGUCAGUGAUGGUUGUGAAUCAGAAAAGGUUGUACUCAAAGAUCAAUUUGGUCUUCCUGGGCCUCCCCAGAGACCAAGGAUUAUUGGUCACACUUGCUCAUCCAUGUUGGUCACUUGGGAGCCUCCAAAAGACAAUGGUGGCUCAACCAUUCAAGGCUACUGGCUUGAAAAGAGAGAGAGAGGAGCUGUGUACUGGAGUCGUGUUAACAGGGCUCCAGUAACAAAACCAGCAGUCAAGGGCCUGGAAUACAAUGUGCUCCACCUUAUUGAGGGUGCCGAGUACCAGUUCCGUGUAAUGGCUCAGAAUGCAGCUGGCGUUGGACCUCCAAGUGAAGCAACAGAGUGUGUGUUUGCACUUGAUCCAAGAAACCCACCAGGUCAACCACCAGCACCUGAAGUAUCAGACAAAACCACAAGCAGUGUGAGUCUUUCCUGGACCUCACCAGAAAAAGAUGGAGGAAGUCCAAUAAAGGGUUACAUUGUUGAAGUUCAGGAUGAAGGUUCACAUGAGUGGAAAAGGAUCAAUACACUGGAUAAGCUGAUCCUAACCAAUUCAUACACUGUGUCAGGGCUUAAAGAGAAUAAAAAAUGCAGGUUCAGGAUUGUUGCUGUAAAUGCUGCUGGUGAAUCUGAGCCAAGUCCCAGAACUGCCGAUACCAUUGUACAAGAUAUUCUGGAGGAACCUGUCAUUACCAUGGAGGUUACAGCUCAUGAGCUUCUGAAUUGUCGUGCUGGAACAACCAUCAAGAUUCCAGCCACCAUCUCUGGCAAACCUAUUCCGAAUGUUACAUGGGACUUUGAUGGAACUGCCCCAACAGAGAAAAAGAAUGAGCGUCAUACUUUGCCAGAGGAUUCAGAAAUAUCAUCCAGUGAUACAACAUCAGUAGUGACAAUCCCUGAAUGUAAAUUAAACCACUCUGGGCGAUACAUCAUCACUGCUAGCAACCAGGCUGGCACCAAAAUCGUUAAAGUGCGCGUGAAUGUACUUGAUUUGCCUGGAACUCCUACAGAUCUCAAAGUCAGUGACAUCACACGUGGAACAUGUAGACUAAGCUGGAAGCCACCAGACUGUGAUGGGGGUGACAGAAUCAAGAGCUACUUUGUUGAGAAAAAGACUGUUGAAGGAAAGGCUUGGACAAAGGUCAACCCAGCUUGCGCAACACAGUCCUUAGUUGUGCCAGACCUCAUUGAAGGACAAGAAUACUUGUUCCGUGUAAGAGCUGAGAAUCGCUUUGGUUUAGGACCUCAUAUCACAACCAUUCAGCGGACUAAAGCCAGAGAUCCUAUUCAUCCUCCUGAUCCACCCACAAGAGUCAAAAUCGUUGAUGUGUCCAAGGGCAUUGUGACUCUGACAUGGAAGCCACCAAAGAAUGAUGGUGGUGCACCUGUAACUCACUACAAUGUUGAACGUCUGUGGUGGGAUAGCAGUGGAAACCAGCAAGAGUCCUGGAGACAGUGCAACCGCCGUGAUAUUGAUACCACCACUUUCAACGUGGAGGAUCUCCACCAGGGUGCUGAAUACGAAUUCCGUGUUAAGGCUGUGAAUGAGGUUGGUGCCAGUAGACCAUCCUCUACAGCUGGACCAAUCAUUAUUAAGGACCAGAACAGGGCACCUUCCAUUGAGCUUCCAGAAUUCAUGGAGGUUGAACAGGGUGCAGAUAUUCAUAUUGUUGCUAUGAUUAAGGGCUGUCCAUUUCCAACACUUACAUGGCAGAAGGCUCCUCCUCACAAAAGUGAAAACAAGGUUGAUGUUGAGUAUGAUGAGCACAUUAACAAACUUGUGUCUGAUGAUAGCUGCACACUGUUGAUCCAGCAGGGCAAACGCUCAGAUACAGGCCUCUACACUCUUACUGCUAGCAACAGCCUUGGCACCAUUUCCAAAGAAAUGAGGCUUAAUGUUCUAGGGCGUCCUGGGGCUCCAUCUGCACCCAUUAAAUUUGAGGAAAUUCAUGCUGAACAGAUAACACUGUCAUGGCUGCCUCCUAAGGAUGAUGGUGGCUCCAAAAUUACAAAUUACACUAUUGAGAGACGUGUUGCCAACAGGAAGACUUGGAUACCUGUCACUAGUGAACCCAAAGAGAGAAUAUUCACGGUUGACAAUCUAAUGCCAGGCCAUGAGUACAUUUUCAGGAUUAGGGCUCAAAACAAAUAUGGUGUUGGUGAUCCUCUUGAUAGUGAACCUGAAGUAGCCAGAGAUGUGUUCAUGCCACCUGGCCAAUGUGACAAGCCAACACUCUCUAGCAUCACAAUAGACGCCAUGACUGUGAACUGGGAAGAGCCAGACUCAGAUGGAGGCACUCCAAUCACAGGCUACUGGCUUGAGCGUAAAGAAACCACAUCUAAACGCUGGAGCAGAGUAACUCGUGAUCCAGUCAGGCCCAUGCCACUUGGUGUGUCACACAGAGUCACAGGGCUCAUUGAGGGAUCUCAGUAUUUGUUCCGCGUGAUUGCAAUUAAUGCAGCAGGAUGUGGACCUCCAAGUGAGCCAUCUGAUCCAACAUUUGCUAGAGAUCCAAUAGCUCCUCCUUCGCCCCCAACUCCGAAAGUCACGGACUGGACUAAGACCACAGCAGACUUGGAAUGGAUUCCACCAUUGAAGGAUGGAGGUUCAAAGAUAAUGGGCUACCAUGUUGAAUACAAAGAGGAGGGCACAGAAGCAUGGGUUAAGGCCAAAGACAAGGAAGUUAGAGGUACUAAAGUUGUGGUCACUGGACUGAAAGAGAAUGCAUUGUAUAAGUUUAGAGUUUUGGCAUUCAAUGCUGCUGGUCUGAGUGAACCAGGCGAAGUUGCUGAUGCUCUUGAAAUGAAGGACCGGAUAAUUUUGCCAGUCCUUGAGCUGGACAUUUCAGUAAAGGAGAAGAUGGUUAUUCAUGCAGGAGGUGUUAUUCGUAUCAUCGCUUAUGUGUCAGGUCAACCUCCACCUGUGAUAACAUGGAGCAGAGAUGGGUAUCCAGUCCCAUCAGAAGCUGUUAUUGAAACCACCUCAAUCAGCUGUUCCAUGGUAAUUAAAGAUUGCACUAGGGCACAACGAGGUGUUUAUACAAUAACAGCCAAGAAUGAUGGAGGAGAAGUGAAGAAGUCUGUUAUUGUUGACGUUCUUGACAUCCCUGGUCCAGUGGGGGUACCAUUUACAGCAGAAAACCUUACAAGUGACUCAUGCAAGCUGAACUGGUUUUUCCCUGAUGAUGAUGGUGGAUCUGCCAUCUCCAACUACAUAAUUGAGAAACGUGAAGCUGAUCGCAAGGCUUGGACAUCUUGCUUCUAUACAGCAGGCAGACAAAAUGCUGUAGUAAAUAAUCUGGUGCUUAAAAAGGAAUAUUUCUUCAGAGUCGCAGCUGAAAAUGCAAUUGGAGUAGGUCCUUUCUGCCAAACAGCAUGUGAAAUUGUGAUUAAAGAUCGCAUUAAUGUUCCAGACCGUCCAGAAGAUCUUGAGGUGACUGCCAUCACCAAAGACUAUAUUAGUGUGACUUGGAAGCCACCUAAGUAUGAUGGAGGGUCUGAGGUGUUAUCCUACAUUCUUGAGGCUCGCACGAUUGGCAAAGACAAGUUUGUCAGACUGACCAAAGAGAAACUUAUGGAUAGGAAGUACACUUAUGAUGGUCUUCGUGAAGGCGACACCUAUGAAUUCCGUGUCAGUGCAGUGAAUGAAGUUGGCCCAGGCAAACCAUCCUUCUCCACUAAGCCAAUUACAUGUAAAGACGAACUUGAGCCCCCUACAAUUGAGCUGGAUUUCCGUGAUAAGGUUGUUGUUCGUGUUGGUGAAAGCUUUGCACUACAGGGGCGGUAUACUGGAAAACCAGCCCCAACUGUCACCUGGUCAAGAGAUGACAAGGAACUAAAAGCAGAUGACCACAUCAAGUUCAAAAAUACUACUACCACUAUGUGCCUGGGUAUUAUUAAAGGUCAGCGUGGACACAGUGGCAAAUACUGUGUGACAGUUGAAAACUGUACUGGUGCUCGUAAAGGCAUUUGUAAUGUCACAGUUGCAGAUCGACCAUUGCCUCCAGAGGGCCCAGUUGUAUUUGAGGAAGUUCACCGAAAUCACAUGGUUAUUUCUUGGAAGCCCCCUCUUGAUGAUGGUGGAUGUGAAAUUUCUAACUACAUCAUUGAGAAGAGAGAUGUAAACAGGGACAUGUGGACAACUGUAACAUCUGCCACCACAAAAACCCGCUGCAAAGUACCUAAGCUUGUAGAGGGUCGUGAAUACAUCAUAAGAAUUAGUGCUGAGAACCUGUAUGGCAUAAGUGACCCACUGGAGUCAGAGGAGAUGAAAGCUAAAGAUCUAUUCAGGGUACCUGAGGCACCUGAGCAACCCACUGUAAAAGACGUCUUCCAUGACUCAGCACUGGUGAUUUGGAACCGUCCUCGUGAUGGUGGAAAGCCCAUAACAAACUAUAUAUUGGAGAGGAAGGAGCCCACAGCUAAGAGAUGGUCUCGUGCAACCAGAGAUCCAAUCUACCCUGCUACACAGUAUAGGGUACAAGACCUCGUUGAAGGCUGUGAAUAUGAAUUCCGUGUAAUGGCAGAGAAUGAAAUUGGAACUGGAGAUCCUAGCCUUCCCAGUAAACCUAUUCUUGCUAAGGAUCCCAUUGUUAAGCCAAGCCCACCUGUUUUGCCUGAAGCUGUUGACAAGACUAAAGAUUCUGUAAGUCUGUCAUGGCGUGUUCCUCGCCAUGAUGGUAAAGGGAAAAUAUUUGGUUACUUGAUUGAGUAUCAGAAGCCCGGUGCAAUCGAAUGGAUCCAGGCAAAUGAAUCACCUGAAUCAUGCCCAGACACCAAGUUUGUUGUGACAAAUCUACCAGAAGGUGGAGAGUUUCGAUUCAGAAUUAUGGCCGUGAAUGCAGCUGGAAAAUCUGAGCCUGCUUAUGUCAAGGAACCAGUGAAAGUUCAUGACAGACUUGAGGAACCGGAGUUGCUGUUAGAUGCCAAUAUGGCACGUGACCACCUUGCCAUGGUUGGAACAGACAUCACACUUAGUGCCACAUUUAAGGGCAUGCCAAUUCCCACUGUCUCUUGGAAAAAGAAUGAUGGUGACGUUCCUGCUCAUUGUCUUAUUGAGGUCACAGCAAGUGGAAGCAAACUUCACAUUAAGAAGUGUACCCGUGCUGACUGUGGCAAUUAUACCAUCACAGUUCAAAAUGCAGCUGGAACAAAAUCUGCUACCUGCACUGUUCUUGCUCUUGAUAAACCUGGACCACCAAGGAAUCUUAAAAUCUCUGAAGUCACAAGUGAGUCAGCUUACCUGACAUGGCAAAAGCCAGAAGAUGAUGGUGGUGCUGUGAUCUCCCACUAUGUUGUGCAAAAGAAAGAUGUAGCAGCUGAGAACUGGGUUCCAGUUUGUGCUGCAUCUAAAAAGCUUAGCCUUAUGGCUCAAUAUCUGAUGGAGGGAAUUCAGUAUCUCUUCAGAGUUGCAGCUGAGAAUCAGUUUGGCAGGAGUGCAUUUGUUGAAACCACCAAGCCUAUCAAGGCAGUUGAUCCACUUUAUCCUCCUGGUCCACCCAAGAAUCUGCAUCAUGUGGAUGCAGACAAAACUGAAGUAUGGCUUCAAUGGGAGUGGCCUGAUCGCACAGGUGGAAGUGAGAUCACCGGAUUCAUUGUUGAACAGCAAGAAGAAGGUGCCACCGACUGGGUGACCUUCAAGACUGUCAGCAAUCCUCAAUGCCAUGUUACUGGACUUGUGGAGGGCAAAACCUACAGAUUCCGUGUAAAAUCACAAAAUGCAAUUGGCAUAAGCCGACCAGACACCAGUGUGCCAAUUACUUGCCAGGAGAAAACCUUGGCUCCAACUAUUGAAGUUGAUGUGAAGCUUAUUGAGGGUCUUGUUGUGAAAGCUGGCAGUACAGUCGUCCUCCCAGCGGUCAUGCAUGGAAUCCCAGCUCCAACAGCCAAGUGGCAAAGUGAAGGAAAUGAGCUUAAAACUGAGGGCAAAUGUAAGAUUGUUACUGAAGGAAAUUCAACUGUCUUGACUAUUAGUGAAUGUGUCAGAACGGACAGCGGAGAGUAUGGCCUUACUGUGGCAAACCCUGCUGGAAGCAAGUCUGUUGCUCUACAUGUUACAGUCCUUGAUGUUCCAUCUGCUCCGGUUGGUCCUGUAAAUAUCCUUGAGGUUACCCCUGAUCAUAUGAUAAUCCAGUGGCGUGAACCAAAAGAUGAUGGUGGCACACCUUUGAUGAACUAUGUUGUAGAGAAGAAGGAUGUCAAGAAGCCUUGGGAGCCGUGGUCCGUUGUGAGUUCUGGAAGCACAAGCACAAAGGCCAAAGUCCCACGUUUGGAGAAGGGACGUGAAUAUAUUGUACGUGUACGUGCUGAGAAUAAAAUUGGCAUUGGUGCUGGCCUUGAAAGUCCUCCCACUAUUGCCAAGCAUAUGUUUGAUCCACCAGGUCCUCCUGGCCAACCAACAUGUUCUGACAUAACAGAAAAUGCUGUAACAGUGUCAUGGACUGAACCAGAAACUGAUGGUGGAAGCCCUGUAAGUGGCUACAUUGUUGAGCGCAGGGAGAUGACUGGUAAAUGGAUUCGAGUCAACAAAACACCAGUCUUGGAUGUAAGAUACAGGGUCUGUGGUCUGUUUGAGGGCAAUAGCUAUGAAUUCAGAAUCUUUGCUGAAAAUGUUGCUGGUGUAAGUGAGCCUUCAUAUCCAUCAGACCCAGUGAAAGCUAAACGUCCAAUUACUCCUCCAGGGCCUCCAAGUAACAUUAAGCUGAAGGACUGGAGCAAGUCAUAUGCAGAUUUGGUAUGGACCAAACCUUCCAGAGAUGGUGGCAGCCCCAUCCUAGGCUAUGUUGUUGAAUGCCAGAAAUCAGGUUCUGCACAGUGGGAUAGAAUAAAUAAGGAUCUAAUCAAGUUUUGUGUAUUUAGAGUACCUGGACUUAGUGAAGGCACAGAGUACAGAUUUCGUAUUAGAGCCUCAAACAAGGUUGGAGAUGGUGAGCCAAGAGAACUCACGGAAACUGUGCUUGCCAAAGACAUUCUUGUUCCCCCUGAUGUAACUGUUGAUGUUGCUUGUCGUGACCUCCUAACAGUUAGAGCAGGGCAAAUCAUCAACCUUGUAACCCGUGUUAAGGGCAGACCUGACCCUGAAAUCACUUGGACUAAAGAUGCAAGGGUUUUAGGCAGAGAUAAACGCACUGAGAUGAACAAUAACUUCCCUCUUGUUGAGCUGGUAAUUCAGGAAGCUGUUAGAGCUGAUUAUGGAAAAUAUGCAAUUCAAGCAAAGAAUAGCAGUGGUCAAGCACAAGCUACAAUUAUUGUCAAUGUACUUGAUAUUCCAGGAGCCUGUCAGAAUUUGAAGGUUGCUUAUGUGACUAAAGACUCAUGUAUGGUUUCUUGGGAAAAUCCAGAGGAUAAUGGUGGCACUGAAAUUACUAAUUAUAAAAUUGAGUGCAGACAACCAAGUCAAAGAGGAUGGACAGUUGUUACUUCUGACUGCACCAAACGACUUUUCAAAGCUCCACUUGUUGAGAAAUGUGAAUAUUUCUUCCGUGUGAGCGCAGAGAAUAAAAUUGGAGCUGGUCCACCAACAGAAACAAAAGCACCAGUCCUUGCUGUUGAUCCAGUUGAGAAACCUGGUGAGCCAGAGAACUUCCAAAUCUCUGAAAUUGGCAAGACAUUUGUCUUUCUCAAAUGGAAGAAACCAGAAUACGAUGGUGGUAGUCGUAACCUUGCUUACCAUAUUGAAAAGAAGCCUAAAGAAGCAGAUGAAUGGGAAAGAUUACACAAAGGUGCUAUAAAGGAAACCUAUUUCAUGGCUGACAGAUGCAUUGAGAACCAAAUGUAUCAAUUUAGAGUUCAAACUAAGAAUGAGGGAGGAGAGAGUAACUGGGUGACGACAGCUGAAGUUCUUGUAAAGGAGGAACUUGUACAGCCAGAGCUCAAAGUCAAACUGGCGGGUGUUCUUGUUGUUAAAGCUGGAGAUGCCAUUCCAAUUGAGGCAGAGCUUAUAGGUAAACCUCAGCCUGAUGUAAAAUGGUCUAAAGAAGGUGACACUGGAGAUAUCACCAAAAGCCCAAGAGUACAAGUUGAAACUGGCACCAACUUCACAAAAUUCCUGCUCACAAAUUCAAGACGUGGAGACACUGGAAAAUACAUAAUUACUGCAACAAAUACUGCUGGAACCUGCUCUGCUGAGGCCAAGGUUAAUGUUCUUGACAGACCAGGUCCUAUUAGAGACUUGAAAGUGUCAGACAUUUCUGUGGACAGAUGCAAGCUUACAUGGGAGAUACCAGAAGAUGAUGGUGGUUGUGAGAUCUAUAACUACAUCAUAGAAAAAUGUGAGACAAAGAGAGGUGUGUGGUCAAUUCAUUCAGCAGCUAUUAUUACCAAUUCAGCUAAAGUUACUCGCCUUAUCGAAGGAAAUGAAUACAUAUUCCGAGUGAGAGCUGAGAACAAGAUGGGUGCUGGCCCUGCUGUUGAAACUGAGUCCAUUGUUGCAAGGACCCAGUUCAGCAGACCAGGUGUACCUGAUGCUCCAGAGGUUACCAAAAUUACAAAAGAAGAAAUGGUUGUUAUGUGGUGCUCUCCUGAUAAUGAUGGCGGAAAACCUAUAACUGGUUAUAUUCUUGAGAAAAAAGAAGAGCAUGCCAUUCGGUGGGCCCCUGUUGUUAAGUCCCCAAUUACAGGGACACAGAUGACUGUUACAGGUUUACUGCCUAAUCAUGAAUACCAGUUCCGUGUUAGGGCUGAAAAUGAAAUUGGAGUUGGUGAUGCAAGCAAGCCAUCCAGAUCAUUCACUGCAAGAGAUCCAGUUGAGCCUCCUGGUCCCGUUAGUAACUUAAAGGUGACUGACACCUCAAAGACAUCAAUUACUCUUGCAUGGACAAAGCCUACAUAUGAUGGAGGUGCUCCUCUUAUUGGAUAUGUUGUUGAGCUAAGAGUCAAGGGAACAGACAAGAAGGGAGAUGAAGGCUGGAAAAGGUGCAAUGUUGCUGCCCAGUUGAUUGGAACAGAAUUCACAGUCUCAAGCCUGGAUGAGAAGCUUGAAUAUGAAUUCCGUGUUUCUGCCCAAAAUCAGGUUGGCUUAAGUCAGCCAACUAAUCUUGGAGGAGCUGUGACACCAAGAGAAGUCUUGGAGGCCCCUGAGAUUGAUUUCGAUGCAGAACUGAAGAAAGGUGUGACUGUUAGAGCUGGCUGCCCAAUAAGAUUAGUAGCAACAAUCAGAGGCAGACCCGCUCCCAAGGUCUUAUGGAGGAGAAUGGGAAAAGAUAAUGUUGUACAGAAGGGCCAUGUUGAUCUCAUUGACACUAUGACAUUCCUUGUUAUCUCUGAAACCACUCGUGAUGAUUCAGGCAAAUAUUCAUUGACUGUAUCCAGUCCAGCUGGAGAGAAGGCAGUGUUUGUGAAUGUCAACGUACUUGACACGCCUGGACCUGUUGUUGGUCUUGAGGUUGCUGACAUCACAAUGUCAUCUUGCAACCUCACAUGGUCUCCACCUGAAAAUGAUGGUGGCAGUAACAUCACUCAUUACAUUGUUGAAAAACGAGAAAUUGAUCGCAAGACUUGGGCAACAGUGAAAAAUGAUGUUGAUGAUACCGCAUUUAAAGUUAGCAAUCUCGUCCCAGGAACAGAGUAUUACUUCAGGGUCAUUGCGGUAAAUGAGUAUGGUCCUGGGGUCCCAAGGGUUACAGCAAAAUCCUAUCUGGCCUCUGAUCCUAUCAGCAAGCCUGAUCCACCACAAAAGAUUGAUGUUCUGGAGAUUACUAAGAACAGUGCAACUGUGGGAUGGGUGAAACCAAUGCGUGAUGGUGGAGCUAAAAUUGAUGGCUACAUUAUUGACUAUCUUGAGCUUCCAAUGCCUAAACCUCUCAAGAAACCAGUGGAGGCUGAAGGUGAGGCUGAGCCUGGUGUAGAGCCAGUGGCUCCACCCCCGCCUGAACCUGUGAUUGAGGAAGAGAAGGAGGAGAAAAAGGAGGAAUGGACGCCAUACACAGUCGUAAAAGAUUUGAGCAUCUCUAUUGCUGGAUUAAAGGAGGGAAGAAAAUAUCGCUUCAGAGUGGCAGCAAGAAAUGCCAUGGGGUCCAGUCUUCCCACAGAGACCAGAGAAGCUUAUGAGAUCAAGGAGCAGAUGUUGGAGCCCAAAAUCAUCAUGCCUGAGCUGGUCACUGCAAAGGCAGGAGCAAAACUGAGGGUUGAGGCUCUUGUAUCAGGAAAGCCAGCACCAGCGUGCCAAUGGAAACGGGGAGAAAAUAAUGUAGUCCCAUCAAGCCGUCUUGCUGUGCAUAAAUCUCUGAACAUGUGUAUGCUCAUCAUUAAGGAUGUUUCAAGACAAGACAGUGGUGAAUACAGUCUUGUUGCUGAGAACAGCACUGGAAAAGUUGACCAGACUUUGAAAAUCAUCAUCAGAGAUAUUCCUGGACCACCUGAGCCACCAUUUGAGAUCAGUGACAUAGAUUCUGAUGCCUGCACACUCUCUUGGAACAAACCUACUGAAGAUGGUGGUAGCAAUAUUACUAAUUAUGUGGUUGAGAAGUGUGAUGUAAGCAGAGGUGACUGGGUGACUGCUCUUUCCAGCUGUGGCAAAGCUGGCUGCAGAAUCGGAAAGCUUAUUCCUGGAAAGGAAUAUAUUUUCCGUGUUCGUACUGAGAACAGAUUUGGUAUUUCAGACCCCCUUACAUCUGAAAGAAUGAUUGCUAAGUUUCCCUUCGAUGUUCCUGGUGAACCUUUGAACUGCCGCAUCAACAAAGUGAACAAGGACUGCAUGUUUGUGGCUUGGGAUAAGCCUGAGUCUGAUGGUGGCAGUCCAAUUACUGGAUACUACAUUGAACGCAAAGAAAGGAACAGUCUCCUUUGGGUUAAGGCUAAUGAUUCUGUUGUUCGCACAACUGAGUAUCCUUGUGCUGGCCUAAUUGAGGGUCUGGAAUACACUUUCAGAGUGUCUGCUAUAAACCGAGCUGGUCAGGGGAAACCAAGCAAGAAAACUGAGUUUAUCACAGCAAGAACACCUGUUGAUGCUCCUGGAAAACCAGAAGUGCUUGAUGUGACUAAGAACUCAAUUACAUUGGUUUGGACCAAACCAAAGAAUGAUGGUGGAAGCAAGAUAAUUGGAUACUAUGUUGAAGCAAUGAGGCUUCCAGGAGACACUUGGGUGCGUUGCAACAUAAGUAGUCAAAAUGUGCCUCGUGAGGAGUACACUGCAACUGGGUUAGAAGAGGGUGCUAAGUACCAGUUUAGGGUAAUUGCCAAGACAGCAGUUAACAUUAGCAGGCCAUCUGAAUUCACUGACCCCAUUCUGGUGUCUGCAGAAAAUGUACCUCCAAGAAUAGAGCUUUCAAUACAGAUGAAAAAGAUGUUACCAGUAAAGGCUGGGUCAGAUGUUUGCCUUGAAGCUGAAGUUUUUGGUAAACCAAUGCCCAAGGUUACAUGGAGCAAGAAUGGAGAAGUGUUGAAAGCUGACAAAGAAUUCAAGAUGUCUCAAAAGAGACACCUCUUUUCUCUGAGCCUUGAUGCAGUUACUAAACUUCAUACUGGAAGUUAUGGAAUUCUUGCAGUAAAUGCAAGUGGUUCUACAACUGCAGAAAUACAACUCAAAGUUUUAGAUAUACCUAGCCCACCAGCCUCUAUCAAGUUUGAUGAAGUACUUUCAGAUCGGAUCAAGUUGAGCUGGGAGGCUCCACUUGCAGAUGGUGGUUCUCCAAUUACAAAUUAUGUUGUUGAUAAACGUGAGACAAGCAGAGCUAACUGGGCCCAAGUUUCUGCUAAAAUCAGUGGUGAUACAAAAGAAUGUUUAGUGGAGAAACUGAUUGAGGGGCACGAAUAUCAGUUCCGUGUUCGUGCAGAGAAUCGCUAUGGUACUGGUGAUGCCAUCAUAUUGGACCCUGUUGUUGCAAGGAAUCCCUUCACUGUUCCUGGAGCAUGUGACCCACCGGUCCUUACAAACAUCACAAAGGAGCGUAUGACUGUAAGUUGGAAGGAACCAUCUGAUGAUGGAAAAUCCCCUAUCCUUGGAUACAUAGUUGAGAAACGUGAGACCAAGGAAAUUAACUGGACCAAACUGAACAGAAAGCCCUUGCUGGAGAGAACACUUGAGGUUGGAAGUCUCUCUGAGGGAGCUCAGUAUGAGUUUAGAGUCAUUGCUGUUAAUAAAGCUGGCCUUGGCAAACCCAGUGAACCAUCUAAUGCCGCCUCUGCUCUUGAUCCUUUGUAUCCUCCAGGCCCACCCAUUUCUCCCAAGGUUACAGACACGACCAGCAGCACCAUUAGACUAACUUGGACUAAGCCUGCAAAUGAUGGUGGUAGUGAAAUUUUGGGAUACCUUGUCGAAUGCAAGAGAACUAAUACAACAGACUGGAUAAGAUGCAACGUACCCAAGAACCUUCAGGAUACAAAUUAUGCUGUGACUGGACUCUUGGAGAACUCAGAGUACCAACUUCGUAUUACUGCUGUAAAUAAAGUUGGAUUUAGCCAGCCUUGUGAAGUUCCUGAAAAACAUGUUGCCAAGGAUGUUUUUGCUGCUCCUGAGGCUGAGCUUGACGCAGAGCUGAAGGACACUUUGGUGCUCACGGCUGGCAGUAAAAUGAAACUUCAUGCCACAUAUAAGGGUCGACCAAUCCCCAGGGUGACCUGGGCCAAGAUGAACACCAACAUUAAGGACAGACAAGGAAUCAUAAUCAAGACAACAGACACUGAUACAUUGGUUUAUGUUGAGAAAGUCAAUAGAAAUGAUGCAGGGAAAUACAUUCUGAAUCUUGACAGUGUAAGCGGAAUGAAGAUGUACACCGUUAUUGUCAAGGUCCUUGAUACUCCUGGACCUCCACUGAAUCUGAUGGUAAAAGAGACAUCAAAGGACAGUGCCUCCAUCCUAUGGGAUGAACCUCUAAUUGAUGGUGGAAGUGAGAUUACAGGUUACAUUGUUGACAAAAGAGAUUCAGAAAGGAAAGCAUGGUCAAAUGUUUCAACCACUUGCACUAAAACAUCUUUCAAGAUUGAUGGUUUAGAGGCUGGAAGAUCUUAUUGUUUCAGGGUUCUGGCUCAAAAUAUGUAUGGCAUUGGUGAGCCAUGUGAAACUGUGGAUGCUGUUAGAGCUUCUGAACAACCUGGACCAGUUAUGGACUUUAAGACCUUGCUGAUAACCAAGGACUCUUGUACUCUUUCCUGGAAAAAGCCCAUCAGUGAUGGAGGAAGCCGCAUCAUUGCAUAUGUGCUAGAAGUCCUUAAUGGCGAAGAUAAAUGGAAGGAGCUUCUUAGAUCAAAGAAUAUGCAAUAUAGUGCAAAAGACCUUGUUGAAGGAAGGGAAUACAAAUACAGAGUUAAAGCAACAAAUGAUUCUGGUGAUGGUCCUGUAAAAGAACUCUCUGUGAUUGCAAAAAAUGUCAAUGUUCUUCCAAGCUGUGACUUGCGAGAGUUGCCUAACUUGAACUAUAUUGCAAAAGAAGGAAGCACCGUUCGUCUCAAGAUUCCUAUUAGUGGAAAGCCUGUCCCUGUUGUCACAUGGAAGAAGGGAGAGGAUGAAAAUCUCACAGACACAGGAAGAGUGUGUGUAGAAUCAACGGCAGUAAACACAACUAUUCUGAUACGUGACUGCCAAAGGACAGAUGCCUCAAAAUACACCAUCACUCUUCGCAAUGCUGCUGGAACGAAAGAGUCCACAAUUUUUGUCCGAGUUGUUGGCAAACCAGGAAUUCCAGCUGCACCAAUAAAGUUCAAGGAAGUGACUGCAGAUGGUGCAACCUUAAAAUGGGGUGUUCCUAAAGAUGAUGGUGGAUCAGAAAUUACCAACUACAUUCUUGAGAAACGUGAUUCCAUUACUAACAUGUGGGUUGCUGUGUCUUCAUCUGUGGACACAAACACUUUCAGAGUGACUGGUCUCCAUGAGGGAACUGAAUACAUCUUUAGGGUUAGUGCAGAAAACAAAUAUGGAAUUGGUGAGGGCCUCAAGUCAGAGCCUAUGGUUGCCAAGCAUCCAUUCAAUGUUCCAGAUUCACCUCCACCCCCUCAAGUCAUGAGUAUGUGUCAUGAUUCAGCAACUCUUGCAUGGUUGGAUCCAAGGAAAACUGGAGGCUCACCAAUCACAGGUUACCAUGUUGAAUUCAAGGAAAGAAACAGCAUGUUAUGGAAAAGAGCAAACCCAACUGCUUUGAAGAUGAGAGAUUUCAAAGUGACAGGUUUAACAGAGGGUCUAGAAUAUGAGUUCAGAGUUAUGGCUAUUAAUCUGGCUGGUGUUGGUAGACCAAGUCCUGCCACUGAGCCAAUGGUUGCCUUGGAUGCAAUUGAUGCACCUGGCAAACCUGAUGUGAUUAGCAUCACUAGAAGCACUGUAACACUUCAGUGGACUGAGCCUCAAUAUGAUGGUGGACACAGGCUUACAGGCUACAUUGUUGAGAGACGUGAUCUCCCGGCCAAGGUCUGGGUAAAGGCUAAUACAGUAAAUGUGGUGGACUGUGCAUAUACUGUAGCAGACUUGCAAGAGGGUUGCAAGUAUGAAUUUAGAAUCAGAGCAAAGAAUGCAGCUGGAGCAAUAAGUCCACCCUCUGAACAAACUGAUACCCUUGUGUGCAUGGAUGAAUAUGCGGCACCAACCAUUAUAAUUGAUCCAACAGUCAAGGAGGGGCUAACUGUCAGGGCUGGAGAUACUAUUGUAAUUACUGCAACAAGCAUUCUGGGCAAACCUCAGCCAACCUCUGUGUGGUCAAAGGGUGGAAAGUAUUUCAAGCCAUCAGAUGUGUGCCAGAUAGAAACUACACCUUCUUCUUCUACUCUUUCUAUCAAGUAUGCAAGUAGGAAGGAUUCAGGAGAGUACACAAUUACAGCAAGUAACCCAUUUGGUGUGAAAGAAGAAAUUGUGAAAGUAACAAUUUUAGAUGUUCCCGGUCCACCAGGGCCAAUUGAAGCUAGUGGAAUUUCAUCUGAAAAGGUCACUUUGACAUGGGCACCACCUCAUGAGGAUGGGGGAUCUCCAAUUAGAUACUACACUUUGGAGAAAAGAGAAACAAGCCGUCUUCUUUGGACCAUUCUUGCUGAAAAGAUUAUUGACUGCCACUUUGUUGCCAAUAAGCUUAUCCAGGGAAAUGAGUACAUCUUCAGAGUUUCUGCUGUCAACAGUUCUGGAGCUGGUGAUGCUUCCCAUUCUGAACCAGUAAAAAUGGUGGAUAGCUAUGGUCCCCCUGGUCCGCCAGCUAAACCAGAAAUUGAAAAUGUUGGUGGAAAUUCUGUUACCAUUGCUUGGAAAAGACCAGCUGAUGACGGUGGAAGUGAUAUAAUAGGCUACAUGGUUGAGAGGAAAGAAAAGAAGGGCAUGAGAUGGACUCGAGCAUCAAAGAAAACAAUUGCUGACCUCCACUUUGAAGUGAAAGGGCUAAAAGAGGGAGAUGAAUUUGAAUUCAGAGUAAGUGCUGAGAAUAAGGCUGGUUUUGGUGAGCCAAGUGAACCUUCAAUGCCAGUGAGGACAAAGCUUGUUGCAGAUGUACCUGGUCCUCCAGUCAACCCAAGAGUCACUGACACAACAAAAACCACUGCUGAAUUGCACUGGGGCAAACCACUUAGUGAUGGUGGAAUGGAAGUUACAGGAUACCUUGUUGAGCACAAAAAGGAGGGAGAAGAAGAAUGGGUGAAAGAUACAGCCACACCUUUGAGGAUCACUGAGUUUGUUGUCCCCAGUUUGCAAGCUGGAGUAAAGUAUAAUUUUAGAAUUAGUGCAAUGAAUGCAAUGGGGGUUAGUGAACCAUCACAAACAGAGGAUCUUGUUGAAAUUGUGGAACAUGAAGAAAUCCCUGAUUUAGAGCUAGAUGUAGAACUCAGAAGAACGUUAGUUGUUAGGGCAGGUGCCUCUAUUCGUUUAUUUAUUCCUAUUAAAGGACGCCCAACCCCUAUAGUGACUUGGACAAAAGAGGACACACCAUUGAAAACUCGCGCAAUCAUCGACAAUACCGAAUCAUACACCCUGUUGGUCAUUCCUGACUGUAAUAGACGCGACGCAGGGAAAUAUGAUUUAACAUUAGAGAACACUGCUGGAAAGAAGACUGUUUCUGUGGUUGUAAGGGUUUUGGACUCCCCUGGUCCUCCUCUCAAUCUGAAACCCAAAGCAAUUGACAAAGAGAGCAUCACAUUGGAAUGGGAAAUGCCUAUUAUUGAUGGAGGUUCUAAAAUUACCAAUUACAUCAUUGAGAAGAGAGAAUCUACUCGCAAGGCAUAUGCUGCUGUGAUCACACAUUGUGAGACAUGCUCCAUCAGAGUUUCCGAUCUGGCAGAGGGUUUGGAAUAUUAUUUCAGAGUUUCUGCUGAAAAUGAGUAUGGCAUUGGUGAAGCAGUUGAAACCCCAGACCCAAUCAGAGUAUCUCAAGCACCAACUCCACCAGAAAAUGUAACUUUUACUGAUGUUACAAAGCACACAGUUAGGCUUGCAUGGACUAAACCAAAACAUGAUGGUGGAAGUAGGGUUACUGGGUAUGUAAUUGAAGCACAAAAGAAAGGAACAGACCAGUGGGCCCAUGUGACAACUGUGAAGUCUUUGGACUUUACUGUAAAAAAUCUUAAUGAAAAUGAAGAGUACAUAUUCCGUGUAAUGGCGGUGAACAGUUCUGGGCGAAGUUUUCCUCGUGUAAGCAAGCCUGUUGUUAUCAAAGAACAAAAUUCAGAACCAGAAUUUGAUCUCCGUGGUGUGUGUCAGAAGAUAGUUAUUGCCAAGGCUGGUGAAGAUAUAAAGGUUGAGGUGCCUGUUUCUGGACGUCCUAAGCCUACAGUUUCCUGGCAGAAAGACAAUCAAGCCCUCAAAUUAACACAAAGGACAAUGAUUGAAAAUACUUCUACCUCAACUAUCUUGAUCAUAAAUGAAUGUUUAAGGAGUGACAGUGGAAUAUACUCAAUGACAGGAAAGAACAUUGUGGGCUCUGUUACAGAUAGCAUCACAGUAAAAGUACAUGAUUUGCCUGGACCACCAAAGGGACCAAUUAAACUGGACAAAAUAUCUCGUACUUUCAUUGAGUUCUCAUGGGAAGCUCCUGAAAAUGAUGGAGGUGUACCAAUCAAUAACUAUAUAGUAGAAAUAAGGGAAACUACUAGCCAGACAUGGGUAGAACUCUCCUCUUUGAUUAUUCGUACAACAUUUAAAGCAACUCGUUUAACAACAGGAAUUGAAUAUCAAUUCCGUGUCAAAGCCAAAAACAGAUAUGGUACAGGGCCUCCAUUAAUGUCAGAGGCAGUGGUUGCUGCAUAUCCAUUUAAGGUACCUGGGCCACCUGGAACACCCAAAGUUGUCACUUUCACUAAGGAUACAAUGACAAUUGGUUGGAAUGAGCCUGUUUCUGAUGGUGGAAGUGAGGUCAUUGGUUACCAUGUUGAAAGGAAAGAGAGGAACAGUAUUGUUUGGCACAGAAUUAGCAAGGCACUUGUGAUCGGAAAUCUGUUCAAAUCCACAGGACUAGAGGAUGGUGUGGCAUAUGAAUUCCGUGUGAUUGCUGAAAACAUAGCUGGAAUUGGAAAACCAAGCAAAGCUUCUGAACCAAUGCUCGCUCUUGAUCCAGUGGAUCCACCUGGUCAACCUGUACCAAUCCAUGUGUCCAAAAAUGCCAUUACUAUUCAGUGGACGAAGCCAGAGUAUGAUGGCGGAUUCAAGAUUACUGGCUAUACUGUCGAAAAGAGAGAUCUUUCAGCUGGGCGCUGGAUGAGAGCUAACUUUACAAAUAUAAUUGAAACCACUUUCACUAUAAGUGGUCUAACACAAGACGAAUCCUAUGAAUUCCGUGUACUUGCAAGAAAUUCAGCUGGUGCUGUUAGUAACCCAUCAGACCCAUCAGAUCCAAUUAUUUGCAAAGAUGACAUUGAAGAACCAAGGAUUAUGGUUGAUGCUCAAUUUAAAGAUAUUGUCCUUGUCAAAGCUAGAGAGAUGUUCAAACUUGAAGCUGAUGUUGCAGGCCAGCCAUUACCAUCUAUGGUUUGGACGAAAGAUGGAAAAGAUGUUGAAAACACAUCCAAACUACAGAUCAAAAUGACAGAACUUACAUCAGUCUUGAUCAACAAGGAUUCUGUCAGAAGGGAUGGUGGUACAUUUAUUCUGACAGCAACAAAUGUUGGUGGCUUUGCUAAGCAUGUUUUCAAUGUAAAGGUUCUUGAUAGACCAGGACCACCUAGGGGACCUCUGACAGUUUCCGAUAUUACAGCUGAAAAAUGUGUGCUAACAUGGAAUCCAUCUGCAGAUGAUGGCGGUGCAAACAUUGAACAUUAUGUUAUUGAAAAACGUGAGUCAAGCAGACUUGCUUGGACAAAUGUGGCAUCAGAAUUGCAGGUUAAUCAGUACCAAGUGACAAAGUUGCUCAAAGGAAAUGAAUACAUUUUCAGAGUUAUGGCUGUUAACAAGUAUGGUGUUGGAGAACCUCUUGAGUCUGAAGCAAUAAUUGCAGAAAAUCCAUAUGUACGACCAGAUCCUCCACAAACACCUGAGAUAACAGUGGUCACUAAGGAUUCAGUAGUCCUGUGUUGGGGUGCACCUGCUAGUAAUGGUGGAAGUGAAAUCACCAACUAUCGUAUUGAGAAAAGAGACAGGAUUAGUUUGCGUUGGAUAAAAUGCAACAAGAGGAAUGUUACUGACUUGCAUUUCAAGGUGACCGCUCUUGUUCCAGGCCAUGAAUAUGAAUUCAGAGUUUUUGCUGAAAAUGCAGCAGGAAUAAGUGAGCCAAGUCCUUCAUCACCAUUUGUCAAGGCCACAGAUGCUCUUUUCAAACCAGGUCCUCCUGGCAACCCUAGAGUCCUGGACACAACAAGUUCUUCCAUCACACUUGCAUGGAACAAACCAGUUUAUGAUGGUGGUUCUGAAAUUACUGGCUAUAUACUUGAGACCUGUCUCCCUGGAACUGAAGAGGACGAAUGGACAAUUGUCUCACCUAAACAUGGUGUAAAGGGGACAUCAUUUACAAUCACGAAUCUUAAAGAAAAUCAGGAAUACAAAAUUAAUGUGUCAGCUGCAAACAGCGAGGGUAUUGGAGAAGCAGCACCUGUACCAGGUUCACCUAAAGCAGAGGAACGACUCAUACCACCAGAGGUUGACCUUGAUGCUGACCUUCGUAAGAUAGUGAACAUCAGAGCAUGCAAUACACUAAGACUUUUUGUGCCAAUUAGAGGUAGACCAACACCAGAGGCCAAAUGGUCAAGAGAGAAUGAUGAACCUUUAGACAGAGCUACCAUUGAAACAACGUCAUCUUUUACAUCACUGGUUAUUGCCAAUGUGAAUAGGUUUGACAGUGGCAAAUACAAUUUGACUGUAGAAAACAGCUCUGGAACAAAGACUGUCUCUGUAAUAGUUAGAGUUCUAGAUACACCUGGAGCACCACAAAACUUAAAAAUAAGCCAGGUCACUAAAGAAUCUGUUUCACUUGUUUGGGAUCCUCCACUUAAUGAUGGUGGCACAAAAAUUAAGAAUUAUAUUGUUGAGAAGCGUGAGGCUACAAGAAAAGCAUAUGCUACAGUAAAUGCGAAUUGUCACAAAACUACUUACACAGUUGACCAGCUCCAAGAAGGAUGCAACUACUAUUUCAGAGUUCUGGCAGAAAAUGAAUAUGGCAUUGGUCUCCCUAUGGAGACUGGUGAAUCUGUUAAAGUGUCUGAGAAGCCACUUCCCCCUGGCAAAAUUACACUUCAGGAUGUUACAAAGACAAGUGUGACAUUAUCAUGGGAUAAGCCUGAACAUGAUGGUGGAAGCAGAGUGGUUGCAUAUGUUGUAGAGAUGCAGAGCAAAGGGAAUGAAAAAUGGACACAAGCUGUGAUUGUCAAGGUACCCGAAGCAGUUAUUACUGGGCUUGCACCUGGUGAAGAGUAUAUGUUCCGUGUUUCUGCAAGGAAUGAAAAGGGAACCAGUGAUCCUCGUCAAAUUGGUGUGCCUGUGAUUGCCAAGGACCUUGUAAUUGCUCCAUCUGCUAAGAUGUUGUUCUCCACAUUUAGUGUCCUGGCAGGAGAGGAUUUGACAGUUGAUAUUCCAUAUAAUGCUCGUCCCAAAGCUACUAUUUCAUGGCUAAAGGAAACAGUUCCACUUAAACGAACAACCAGAGUUAACUUUUCCUCUACGGAUACACAGCUGAAUUUAGUAAUCAAAGAAGCAUGUAGAGAUGAUGUUGGCCAGUAUAGUAUUAAACUAUCAAAUACAGCUGGUGAGACAAAAGUAGACAUUAGAAUCGUUGUUCUUGACAAACCUGGUCCACCAACAGGCCCUGUUAAAGUUGAUGAAGUAACAUCUGACAGUGUUAGCAUUUCUUGGAAGCCACCAGAGUAUAACGGGGGCUGCACCAUUAAUAAUUACAUAGUAGAAAAGAGGGACACAUCCACAACUAAUUGGCAGAUUGUAGCAGCAAAUCUAGCAAGAACUCAAAUUAAGGCAGGAAGACUGAAGGCAGGCUCUGAAUAUCAAUUCAGAAUUGCAGCAGAGAAUAGAUAUGGCAAAAGCCCUCUGCUUGUGUCUGAAUGUGUUGUUGCACAGUACCCGUACAAACUACCGGGCCCUCCUGGAACACCUUUCUUGCAGUCUUCCACAAAAGAUAGUAUGGUGAUAGUGUGGAAUGAACCUGUUAUUGAUGGUGGAAGCACAGUCUUAGGAUAUCACCUUGAGCGAAAAGAGAGAAAUAGCAUUCUUUGGAUGAAACUAAACAAAAGUAUAAUCCAAGACACAACUUUCAAGACAACAGGUCUUGAAGAAGGCAUGGAAUAUGAAUUCAGAGUUUAUGCUGAAAACAUUGUUGGCAUUGGGAAGGCUAGUAAGAUCUCAGAGGGCUAUACUGCUAGAGAUCCUUGUGAUCCUCCUGGAACACCAGAAGCAGUUAGAAUUACAAAGAAUUCUAUUGCAAUUGCAUGGACCAAGCCAGAGUAUGAUGGUGGAAGCAAAGUCACUGGAUAUAUUGUAGAAAAAAAAGAAUUGCCUGCAGGACGCUGGAUGAAAGCAAACUUCACCAAUGUCAUAGAGACUGAGUAUACUGCAACAGGUCUUACAGAGGACGAGAAAUAUGAGUUCCGUGUCAUUGCAAGAAAUGCUGCUGGAGUUUUCAGUGAUCCUUCAUAUAGUACUGGACCUGUCGUGGCAAAAGAUGAGAUUGAACCACCGCGUAUCAGCAUAGAUCCAGAGUACACUCAAACAAUUGUUGUAAAUGCAGGAGACAACUUCAAGGUUGAUGCAGAUAUUCAUGGAAAACCAACACCAUCAAUCUGUUGGAUGAAGGGUGAGCAGGAACUUGGAAACACCAUAUCUCGUGAAAUUAAAAGCACAGAUAGCUAUACCUGUUUGACUGUUAAGGAAGCCAAACUUGCUGAUGGAGGUCAAUAUACUCUACUGCUGAAAAAUCCAGGAGGAGAGAAAACGGUACAGGUCAAUAUUUGUGUCCUAGAUAAGCCAGGACCACCAGAGGGAUCCAUCUCUAUUACAGGUGUAACCAGUGAACAUUGCUGCCUUUCUUGGAAACCCCCUAAACAAGACGGUGGCAGCAAGAUCACUCAUUAUAUUGUUGAAAGGAGAGAGACUAGCAGACUACUUUGGACAGUUGUUGAACCCAAAGUCCAAGCUCUAAACCUUAAAAUAAUGAAACUCCUAGAAGGAAAUGAAUAUAUUUUCAGAGUUUUUCCAGUAAACAAAUUUGGUGUUGGUGAGCCCCUCCAAUCAAGUGCAGUUGUUAUAAAGAAUCCAUUUACACCUCCAGAUGCAGCAAAAGGAGUGGAAGUAUCUAAUGUCAAGAAAGAUUCAAUGGUCAUAACCUGGGAGGCCCCAACAAACGAUGGAGGUACUCCUAUCACUGGUUAUAUUAUUGAGAAACAUGACAAGGAAGGCAUUAGAUGGACCAGAUGCAACAUGAAAACAGUUACUAACCUCACAUUUAAAGUUAAUGGACUCCUGGAGACCCACCGCUACGAAUUCAGAGUUUCUGCUGAGAAUGCUGCUGGAGUUAGUGAGGCAAGUUCUGCAACUGUAUUCUAUAAAGCUCUAGAUCCUGUAUUCAAGCCAGGUCCACCACUUAAUCCAAAAGUGUUAGACAUGACCAAAUCAUCUGUUGUACUUGCAUGGGGAAAGCCUAUUUAUGAUGGUGGCUGUGAAAUCCAGGGAUAUAUUGUUGAGGCAUGUGUAGCAAAAGCAGCCAUAGAGGAAAUAAAGUCUCCAGGAGAAGAAGGAAAGGCAGUUGCAGAUGAAUGGACAAUGUGCACUCCACCAGCAGGUGUUAAACUGACACGCUUUAAUGUGGAAAAUCUGAAAGAAAAGCAGGAAUAUAAAUUCAGGGUUUGUGCAGUUAAUAAGGUUGGUGUUGGGGAGCAUGCUGAUGUUGCAGGGCCCAUUCUGCCAGAGGACAAAACUGAGGAACCAGAUCUUGAUAUUGAUGCUGAGUUUAGAAAGCUUGUACGUAUUAAAGCAGGAGGUUCUCUUAGGAUGUUCAUCCCUUUCAAAGGAAGACCAACACCACAAAUCAAAUGGGAAAAAGAUGGUGGGCAGAUUAAGGAAACAGCACAGACUGAGACCACCAGCAGUCACACUUCUCUUGUGAUUGAUAAAGUCAACCGGGCAGACAGUGGCAAAUAUACUGUUACUGCAGAAAACUCUGCUGGUACAAAAUCUGAAACAAUUAUUGUGAAAGUCCUUGACACACCAAGCGCUCCAAUCAACUUCAAAGUUAAAGAAAUUACAAAAGAAUCUGUUACUCUUACAUGGGAGCCUCCAAGUUUAGAUGGUGGAGCAAAGAUAAAAAAUUACAUUGUUGAAAAACGUGAGAGCACAAGAAAAACAUUCUCUGCCGUUGUCACAAAUUGCCACAAACUUUCUUGGAAAGUUGAACCACUUCAAGAAGGCUGCAGUUACUAUUUCAGAGUGCUUGCAGAAAAUGAACAUGGUAUAGGGCUACCUGCAGAUAUCACAGAUCCUUUGAAGGUUUCAGAGGUGCCACAAUGUCCUGGAAAAUUAAGUGUUGUAGAUGUUACUAAAACAAGUGUGUCUCUUUCUUGGGAAAAGCCCAUUCAUGAUGGUGGCAGUAGGAUUCUUCAAUACCUUGUAGAAAUGCAGGUCAAGGGUAAUGAUAAAUGGUCUGGAUGUGCCAAUGUAAAAACACUGGAAGCUGUAAUCAGUAAUUUGAACCCUGGAGAAGAGUACACUUUCAAAGUAAUUGCUAUCAAUGAAAAAGGAAAGAGUGACCCAAGAACACUUGCUGUCCCCGUGCAAGCAAAGGACCUUGUCUUUGGGCCUGAUGUAAGACCUGUGUUUAGCAACUACAGUGUUCUUGUCGGAAAGGACCUUCAAGUUGAAAUCCCAGUUUCUGGUCGUCCAAAGCCAAAGGUCACAUGGACAAAGGAUGGUGCAGCCCUCAAAUUCACAACAAGGGUUAAUAUUUCUAAUAAAGCACACAGCACUGUUCUUAGCAUCAAAGAAGCAGCCAGAGAAGAUGGUGGAAUGUAUGGAAUAAACGUGUCCAAUGCUGUUGGACAAAAGGAUGCAACCAUUGAAAUCAUCACUCUUGAUAAACCUGGCCCACCAACUGGCCCUGUGCGAUUUGAUGAGAUAACUGUUUCAAGCAUUACAUUGUCAUGGGAUGCUCCAAAGUAUACUGGUGGUUGCCCAAUUUCAAAUUAUAUUGUGCAAAAGAGAGAUACAACUUCUACAACAUGGGAGAAUGUUGCAAUUUCAUUAGCAAGAACAAAAUUUAAAGUACUACGACUGAAGACCGGUGCUGAAUAUCAAUUCAGAAUCAUUGCUCAGAACAGGUAUGGCAAGAGCUAUGCUCUGGACUCUUUGACUGUUGUUGCUCAGUAUCCAUAUAGAGAACCAGGACCACCAGGAACUCCAUUUGUAUCAUGCCUAUCAAAGGACCAUAUGGUUGUUGAGUGGAAUGAGCCUGUUUCAGAUGGAGGCAGCAGCAUUAUUGGAUAUCAUCUUGAAAGGAAGGAGAGAAACAGCAUUAUUUGGACAAAGAUAAAUAAGACACUGAUUCAAGAAACAAAAUUCAAAACCAGUCCUUUAGAGGAAGGUGUUGAAUAUGAGUUCAGAGUAUAUGCUGAAAAUAUCGUUGGCAUUGGCAGAUGCAGCAAAAUCUCAGAGGGCUUUGUUGCUCGUGAUCCAUGUGAUCCUCCUGAAACCCCAGAAGCUGUCCAUGUGACAAAAAAUUCAAUAACUAUCCAAUGGACAAAACCAGAGUAUGAUGGUGGAAGUGUUAUCACUGGUUAUACUGUUGAGAAACGUGAUCUUCCUGAAGGACGCUGGAUGAAAGCAAGUUUCACAAAUGUUAUUGAAACCAAUUUUACGGUCACUGGGCUGACAGAAGGUGCCAAGUACGACUUCAGGGUAAUUGCAAAGAAUGCAGUUGGCACUAUCAGCAAACCAUCAUACAACAGUGGACCUAUUGCUGCAUUGGAUGAAGUAGAGCCACCAAAGUUCUCAAUUGACCCAGAAUACACUCAGACUCUAAUUGUGAAUGCAGGUGAUACAUUCAAACUUGAUGCUGAUGUCCAUGGUAAGCCACUUCCUGCAAUCCAGUGGUUUAAGAAUGACAAGGAGCUUGAAAACACAAUUAGAUGUGAUAUCAAGAACACUGACAACAGAGCAUUGAUAAUAGUAAAAGAUGCGGUCAGACAAGAUGGUGGAAACUACACUCUUCAGCUCACUAAUGUUGCUGGAUCUCAGACCGUUCAAUUCCAUGUGAAAGUACUUGAUAAACCAGGUCCACCAGAAGGGCCUCUUCAUGUCACAGGCGUGUCCAGUGAUAAAUGCACACUGAUAUGGCGUGCGCCACUAGAUGAUGGAGGAAACACUAUCACUCAUUACAUUAUUGAGAGACGUGAGACAAGUCGACUUGCUUGGACUGUGGUCUGUAAUGAUUGCAAAACUACAACAUACAAAGUGACAAAGCUCCUGGAAGGUAAUGAAUAUAUAUUCCGUGUCAUGGCUGCGAACAGUUACGGUAUUGGUGAGCCAUUUGAAGCACCAUCCGUAAUAAUGAAAGAUCCAUUUAGUCACCCUGGAUCACCACAAAUUAUUGAGGUAACAAAUAUUGCAAAGGACUCUAUGACUAUUUGCUGGAGUACUCCAGAUUCUGAUGGUGGAAGUGAAAUUAUUGGAUACAUUAUUGAGAAGAGAGACAGAUCUGGAAUUAGAUGGACAAGAUGCAACAGACAAAAAGUAACUGAUGUAUGCUUCAGAGUGCAUGGCCUAAUUGAGGAUCAUGAGUAUGAAUUCAGAGUGUCAGCUGAAAAUGCAGCUGGAAUUGGAGAACCAAGCUUGCCAACUUCAUACUUCAAGGCUUGUGAUCCCAAAUACAAACCUGGCCCACCUAUGCAUGCACACGUUGUUGAUACCACCAAGACUUCAAUUACAGUGGCAUGGGGAAAACCCCUUAAUGAUGGAGGAUGUGCAAUUCAAGGAUAUAUUGUAGAGAUCUGCAAAGCUGAAGAGGAAGAAUGGACUAUGUGCACUCCCCCUACUGGCUUACGUGUCAACAAAUUUGAAAUUGCUAAGCUAACAGAACAAAAAGAAUAUAAAAUUCAAAUAUGUGCCAUCAAUAAAUUAGGUGUUGGAGAACCUGCAGUCAUUCCAGGAACUGCCAAGCCUGAGGACAAGCUGGAGACCCCUGAAAUUCACCUCGAUUCAGAGCUAAGGAAAGGCAUUGUUGUUCGUGCUGGGGGAUCAGUAAGAAUCAAUGUACCAUUCAAAGGUAGACCAAUACCAGAUAUCAAAUGGACUAAAGAUGAAGGUGAACUGUCAGAAAAGACAGUGCUUGAAAAGAGUCUUAACUUCACCCAACUUUCAAUUGACUCCUGUGAUAGAAGGGAUUCUGGAAAAUACACAGUUACUCUACAGAACAGCAGUGGCUCUGUCUCUGAAUUUGUGGCUGUUAAAGUGUUAGAUACACCUGGAGCACCACUAAACCUUGUAGUUAAGGAUAUCAAGAAGGACUCUGUUACACUUGUUUGGGAACCACCACUUAUUGAUGGAGGUGCAAAGAUCAAGAAUUAUAUUGUUGACAAGCGUGAAUCCACAAGAAAAGCCUAUGCAAAUAUAACAACCAAGUGCAGCAAAACAACUUAUAAGGUAGAAAAUCUUGCAGAAGGGGCCAUGUAUUAUUUCAGAGUAAUGGCUGAAAAUGAAUAUGGUGUUGGUUUGCCGGUUGAAACAAAAACUGCUUCAAAGGCAUCUGAAGUACCUCAGCCAGUUGGAAAGGUGAUGCUGACAGAUGUGACAAAAGUCAGUGCAUCUCUGACCUGGGAAAAGCCAGAGCAUGACGGAGGUAGUAGGAUUGCGGGCUACUUAAUUGAAAUGCAGCCAAAAGGUACUGACAAAUGGGGUGUAGCAGCAAAUGUAAAAACGUGUGAAGGAACAGUCACUGGACUGACUGGCGGUCAGGAAUAUUUGUUCCGUGUUUUGGCAUACAACGAGAAAGGCAAAAGUGAGCCAAAGCCCCUUGCUGCUCCAGUUAUUGUCAAUGACCUCACAAUUGAACCAAGCCUAAAGUUGCAGUUCAACACAUAUAGUGUCAAAUCUGGAAAGGAUUUCAAACUUGAAAUACCUAUUUUUGGACGUCCAAAACCAAAGAUCACUUGGUCAAAGGAUGGACAGUCACUUAAAGUAACAUCCAGAGUUACUACUUCCAAUACACCAACAUCCACAAUCCUGCAAAUUACUGAAGCCUGUAAAGAUGACCUUGGAAAGUAUACAGUUACUGCAACAAACAGUGUUUGUGCAGUUAAAGAAGAUAUCAGUAUCAUAAUCCUGGAUAAACCUGGUCAACCCUCAGGACCAAUAAAAGUGAAUGAAGUGAGCAACAAUUCUGUUUCCGUCUCAUGGGAACCUCCGGAGUAUACAGGAGGCUGCCAAGUAAAGCAUUACAUUGUUGAAAAGCGAGACACCACUGAAACUACUUGGCAAGUUGUUGCUGGAUCAGUUGCCAGGACAUCUCUCAAAAUUACCAAGCUGAAAACAGGUGCUGAGUAUCAGUUUAGAGUCGUUGCUGAGAACAGAUAUGGUAAGGGUGCUCCUUUGGAUUCAAAAACCAUUGUUGUGCAAUAUCCUUACAAACCACCUGGGCCACCUGGUACUCCAUAUGUGAAAUCUGCCACCAAGGAUCAAAUGAUAAUUGAGUGGAAUGAACCAGUCAGUGAUGGUGGCAGUUCAGUGUUUGGAUACCAUCUUGAGAGCAAAGAAAGAACAAGUAUUAUAUGGACAAAACUAAACAAAACCCUCAUUACUGAUACUGUUUUCAAAAUAUGCAAUCUUGAAGAAGGCAUUGGAUAUGAAUUUAGGGUAUAUGCUGAAAACAUUGUUGGUAUUAGCAGAGCAAGCAAAGUUUCAGAGAGCUUUGUUGCCCGUGACCCAUGUGAUCCACCCGGAACGCCUGAGGCUGUUGGAAUAUCAAAGGACCAUAUUAAGAUUCAGUGGACAAAGCCUCAAUAUGAUGGUGGCAGCAAAGUGACUGGAUAUAUUGUUGAGAGAAGAGAUUUGCCUGAGGGCAGAUGGAUGAGGGCAAAUUUUACCAAUGUAAUUGAGAAAGAAUUUACAAUCACAGGCUUAACAGUAAACAAUCAAUAUGAAUUUAGAGUAAUUGCAAGAAAUGCAGUGGGUGUCUUCAGUGAGCCUUCAGACAGCACUGGACCAAUUACUGCUACAGAUGAAAUUGAACCUCCUAGUGUUUCAAUGGAUCCUAAGUAUAAGGACGUAAUUGUUGUCAAUGCUGGAGCCAACAUAGUUUUGGAUGCAGAUAUACAUGGUAAACCCACACCUGAUAUUCAGUGGCUAAAAGAAGAAAAGGAAAUGGAUAAGACAUUGCGUAUUGAAUUAAGAAGUACACAAAAAUAUGCUUCUAUUACAAUAAAAGAUUGUACAAGAUUGGAUGGUGGACACUAUGACCUUUUAUUAAGCAACAGUGGUGGAACAAAAACAAUUCCAAUAACAGUAAAAGUUCUUGACAGGCCAGGUCCACCAACCGGACCACUACGAGUGACUGGCGUCAUGUCUGACAAAUGUCAUCUGUCCUGGUCUGAGCCCUCUCAGAAUGGUGGAGCUAAUAUUUCUCAUUACAUCCUUGAGAAAAGGGAAACUAGCAGACUAUCAUGGACUGUUGUUGAUUCUAACAUUCCUACUGUGAAUUAUAAAGUGACCAAGCUCUUGCCAGGUGAUGAGUAUAUCUUUAGAGUUAUGGCUGUCAACAAAUAUGGCAUUGGUGAAUCUCUGGAGUCUGAGGCAAUUAUUGCACGCAAUCCAUACAAGCCACCAAGUGCGCCAUCAACACCAGAAGCAAGUGAGAUAACAAAGGAUUCAAUAACUCUAUCAUGGAAUGCCCCAGAGAGCAAUGGUGGAGCAGAAAUUACGGGUUAUCACUUAGAGAAGCGUGACAAAGAUGGUGUGAGGUGGACAAAAUGCAACCGACAGAAGCUGACCAAUCUGCAUUUCAAAGUAACUGGUCUGUCAGAGGGACAUUUCUAUGAGUUCCAUGUGUCUGCUGAAAAUGAAUCUGGUGUGGGAGAAUUUAGUGACCUAUCUCUAUUUUAUAGAGCAAUAAAUGCCACAACUCCCCCAGGUCCACCUCAUCAUCCUAAAGUGAUAGAUCACACAAGCUCAUCUGUCUCUCUGUCUUGGGGAAAACCUGCUACAGAUGGUGGUGCAUAUAUUAAAGGUUAUAUUGUUGAGAUGAAAGAUGUUUCUUCAGAGGAAUGGAUCGUAUGCACACCUCCAGCUGGUAUUCAAGCAACACGCCUCACAGUUGAAAACCUGAAAGAAAAUGUUGAAUAUAAUUUCCGUGUUUGUGCAAUUAAUUCUGAAGGAGUUGGUGAACCUGCUGAUGUUCAUGGAUCUGUGACUGCAUCUGAAAAGAUUGAAGCACCUGAAAUUGAACUUGAUGCUGACCUCAGGAAAGUUGUCUCUGUUCGUGCAGGAGGAUCCCUUCGUCUUUUCAUUACAAUUAGAGGUCGACCUGAGCCAUCCAUCAAAUGGGAAAAGGAGGAUGGAACUCUAACUGAGCGUGCUCAGAUUGAGUCAACCAGUUCAUACACCAUGCUUGUAAUUGACAAUGUCAAUAGAUUUGACAGUGGAAAAUAUGUCUUGACUCUUGAGAACAAGAGUGGCACAAAAUCUGCAUUUGUUAAUGUCAGGGUGCUUGAUACACCAAGUUCUCCACAGAAGUUUGAAGUGAAAGAUGUAAAGAAAGAUUCAGUGACUCUCUGCUGGUACCCACCACUUACAGAUGGUGGGGCUAAAAUAACCAAUUAUGUUGUUGAGAAGCGAGAAUCUACAAGGAAAGCUUAUACAACUGUCACAAGCAACUGCACACAGACGUCCUUUAAAGUGGAUGAACUGCAGGAAGGAGGCAUUUUCUACUUCCGUGUAUGUGCUGUUAAUGAGUAUGGCUUUGGUGUGAUGGCAGAAACAAAGAAUCCUAUUAAGGUUGCACAGGUACCUAUGCCUCCAGGAAAAGUAACUCUUGUGGAUGUCACAAAGAAUUGUGUUACACUUACUUGGGUUAAGCCUGUCCACGAUGGAGGCAGUAAAAUCAUCUGCUACAAUGUAGAGAUGCAACCCAAGAGUAGUGACAAAUGGGGUGUAAGCUGCACAGUUAAGGUUCCAGAGGCUACUGUGAGCAACCUCACACCUGGUGAAACAUACUCAUUCAGGGUUAUAGCAUUGAAUGAGAAGGGCAAGAGUGAGCCUCAAGAACUUGGUGUACCUGUUGUAGCUAAAGAUAUUGAGAUUGAACCCUCUGUUCACCUGCUGUUCAAUACAUACAGUGUUAAGGCUGGAAAUGAUCUUACUGUGGAAGUUCCUGUGAGAGGCAGGCCUAAGCCAGUUGUCUCUUGGAAGAAGGAUGGCCUUCCUUUGAGGCAAACAACCUCUCUUUCAAUUGUCAACACGAUGGUGUCAAGCAAAAUCAUCAUCAAAGAAGCUGCUAUUGAGCAUGUUGGUAAAUAUGAAAUCAGCCUUGCUAAUACAGCAGGCACCAAGUCCACAGACAUUGGUGUUGUUGUUCUUGAUAAACCUGGGCCACCAGCUUCCGUAAAGGUUGAUGAUGUGACUUCUGACAGUAUUACAUUGUCAUGGGCCCCUCCAGAAUAUGAUGGUGGAUGCUCCAUCAAUAAUUACAUUGUUGAGAAGAGAGAUACUAACACAACAGAGUGGCAGAUUGUUUCAACAAAUGUUGCCAGAACCUCAGUCAAAGUACCUCGAUUGACACAGGGUUCUGAGUACCAGUUCCGCAUCUAUGCAGUGAAUCGCUAUGGAAAGGGUAAGCCAAUUGACUCUCCGGGAAUUACUGCAGAGUACACAUUCAAACAGCCUGGGCCACCUUCUACACCCCGUGUAGCUCAUGCCACCAAGGUCUUCAUGCUUGUCACAUGGAAUGAGCCAGUUAAUGAUGGUGGUAGCACAGUCCUUGGCUAUCAUUUAGAACGCAAGGAGAGAAGCAGUAUUCUUUGGACAAAGGUGAACAGGACAAUUAUCAAGGAUACUGAAUUCAAAGUAACUGGCAUUGAGGAAGGCAUGACAUAUGAAUUCCGUAUCUAUGCUGAAAAUAUUGCUGGAAUUGGGAAAGCAAGCAAAGUCAGUGAGCCCAUAGCUGCACGAGAUCCUUGUGAUCCUCCUAGUCAGCCUGUAGUAACUAGCAUUACCAAAUCCUCUGUAUCUCUUUUUUGGACCAAGCCUGAGUAUGAUGGUGGAGCCAAAGUUACUGGCUACAUAAUUGAAUGUAGAGAUCUCCCAGAGGGUCGCUGGAUAAGAUGCAAUUUUACUAAUGUUAUAGAGACUUGUUUUGAUGUUACUGGCCUAACAUUGGAUGAGAAGUAUGAUUUCCAUGUCAUCGCAAAGAAUGCUGCUGGACUAUUCAGUGAGCCAUCUGACAACACUGGUCCUAUUACAGUUAAAGAUAAUGUAGAUCCACCACGUAUUAUGAUGGAUGUCAAGUUCAAGGAUGUUGUGGUAGUAAAAGCUGGGGAUACCCUGAAGAUUAAUGCUGACAUUGCAGGGCGCCCACUUCCAGUUGCAUCUUGGUUAAAAGAUGGGCGUGAAAUUGAACAGAAGGCAAGAAUUCAGAUAACUGGAACAGAUACUAGUACUAUGAUAGUUGUUAAAGACUGCAAAAGGAGUGAUUCUGGACAGUACUCUUUGACUUUACAGAAUGUUGCAGGAAGUGUCACGACACCAGUAAACUGUGUUAUUCUGGAUAAACCAGGACAUUCAGCAGGACCACUAUCAGUAACAGGCAUCACAGCAGAGGAAUGCACAUUGUCAUGGGGACCACCACAAGAAAUUGGUGGCUCUGAAAUAACACAUUAUGUUGUUCAGAAACGAGAGACCAGUCGAUUGGCAUGGACACUUGUACAUGGAGAGGUCAAAACCACAACAUUCAAGGUCACUAAGCUCCUAAAAGGAAAUGAGUACAUAUUCAGGGUAUUAGCUGUCAACAAGUUUGGACUUGGUGAAGCCCUUGAAAGUGAAAUGGUCAAGGUCACUGAACCAUACACUACCCCUGCAGCUCCAACAAAUGUUGAAAUUACAAGCGUGACCAGUGAGGAAAUGAGGCUAACAUGGGCAAAGCCUGCAUCUGAUGGAGGCAGUGAGAUCCUUGGAUAUGUAAUUGAAAGGCGAGAUAAAUCUGGUCUUCACUGGGUCCGUGUGAACAGGGACAUUGUGAAAGACCUAACAGCUGUGAUAUCAAAAGUAAGAAGAGGAUGUGAGUAUGAGUUUAGAGUUUAUGCUGAAAAUGCAGCAGGCUUGAGUCUAGCCAGUGACCCAUCUCCUUCAGCAAGGGCAGAGGAUGAACUUUUGGUACCAUCCCCACCAACUAAACCUAAGAUUCUGGAUCAUACCAAGAAUUCAAUUACUAUUGCCUGGAAAAAGCCAUUAUCUGAUGGUGGUGCACAGAUCCUUGGAUACAGUGUAGAAUAUAAGAAAUCUGAGGAUGAGGAAUGGAUUGUGGCUAUUCAGAUGACAAAAAGCAAUGAAUUCACAGUUUCUGGUCUUACAACUGACGUGGAGUAUGUAUUUGCUGUUAAAGCAGUUAACAAACUUGGUGUCAGUGAACAGUCACCUGUCUCUGAGCCACAGUCAGCAACGGAGAGAAAGGAGGAACCUGUAUUUGACGUUGACAUUGAGAUGCGAAAAACUUUAAUUGUCAAGCAUGGCAAUUCAUUUACUUUGACGGCUCUGUUUAAAGGAAAGCCAGUACCUUCAGUUACAUGGAAUAAAGAGGAGGUUGAUCUAAAAGCAAGGGCAAGCAUAGAAACAACAGAAACAUGCACAUCUAUUACUAUUGAGAAAGCAACAAGAAAUGACUCUGGACAAUACAUUGUUACUUUGGACAAUGGUGUUGGAACAGCAUCUUUGCCAAUGGUGGUCAAAGUCCUUGAUACCCCUGGACCACCAACUAAUGUGAAAAUUACAGAAGUCACAAAAGAUUCUGCAACAGUUACUUGGGAGCCUCCAGAGAAUGAUGGAGGAGAUGCUGUUAAGGCUUAUCAUGUUGAGAAACGUGAAGCAAGCAAAAAGGCCUGGGUAUGCGUAACAAGCAACUGCCACAGUCUGAUAUACAAGGUUGAAGACUUGCAAGAAGGUGCAAUUUACUAUUUUAGAGUCGCUGGAGAAAAUGAGUUUGGAUCAGGUGUACCUGUUGACACUAAAGAUGGAACCAAGAUUACAGAAAAACCAAGUCCACCUGUUAGACUUGGUGUUACUGCGAUAACAAAAAAUAGCAUCACCAUUGCAUGGUCAAAACCAGAGUAUGAUGGUGGAAGCCGAAUUACCAGCUACCUCAUUGAUGCCCUUGAAAAGGGCCAACAGAAGUGGGUUAAAUGUGCCACUGUUAAAGCCAACACCCACAUAAUUAAGGGCCUAAGGGAAAAUGCAGAAUACUUAUUCAGAGUUCGUGCUGAGAAUCACGCUGGACUUAGUGAACCAAAAGAAAUGAUUAUCCCUGUGGUUGUGAAAGAUCAACUGGAUGCCCCUGAAUUUGAUAUGAAAAAUUUCCCACACAACACUGUUUAUGUGAGAGCAGGAUCAAAUCUUAAAUUUGAGCUUCCUCUCUCUGGUAAACCAAUGCCAAAAGUCACGAUGUCAAGAGGGAACGCUCCAGUUAAGUGCGGCAAGAGAUUCAGCUUUGAAGUAACCCCAGAAAGUCUUAAUAUCAACCUCAAGGAAAGUAUUGCAAGUGAUGCUGGAAGAUAUGACAUUGUUGCCUCAAACACAAGUGGAACCACCAAGAUGUUUGUAAACAUACUGGUCCUGGAUAGACCAGGUCCUCCCAUUGGACCUAUUGAAGUUAGUGAUGUGGGAGAGACAAGCUUGUGUCUCAAAUGGCUCCCACCCGUGUAUGAUGGUGGCAGUCCUGUUACAAACUAUGUUGUUCUUAAACGUGAAACAAGUACUCCAGCCUGGACAGAAGUGUCAUCCACAAUUGCAAGAAGCUCAAUUAAAGUCACCAAACUUACAAAGGGAGAAGGAUACCAGUUCAGGGUUAAAGCUGAGAAUCGCUUUGGCAUCAGUGAUCACAUUGAUUCUCAUUCAGUUACAGUGAAGCUUCCAUACACUAUCCCUGGACCACCAUCAACACCAUGGCUUGGUUAUGUGUCAAGGGAGAGCCUCACUGUUUGUUGGAAUGAGCCAGUAUUAGAUGGAGGAAACCCAGUGGUUGGAUACCAUGUCCAAAUGAAAGAAAGAAGCAGCAUUCUUUGGCAGACGGUGAACAAAACAGCAAUCCCUGCAACUCAAAUUAGAGUGACAAAUAUAUGUCCUGGAAUGAUUUACGAAUUCAAGGUAGCUGCAGAAAAUGCAGCUGGUAUUGGAAAGUUCAGCAAGACAUCAGAAGAAGUGCUAGCAAUUGAUGCCUGCGAACCACCGGCAAAUGUGAGAAUUUCUGAGGUUACAAAAAAUUCACUUAGCCUUAUAUGGCAGAAGCCUCCAUUUGAUGGUGGAAGCAAAAUCACUGGCUACAUGGUUGAGCGAAGAGAUGCUCCAAAUGGCAGAUGGACAAAGGCAAACUUUACCAAUGUCAUUGAUACUAACUUCACUGUGUCAGGCUUGACUCAGGAUCAGGCAUAUGAAUUAAGGAUUUUUGCCAAGAAUGCAGUUGGCUCGAUCAGCAACCCAUCUCUAAUUGCAGGACCAGUAACUUGUGUUGACAUUUCUGGUGCUCCAGUAAUUGACCUGCCCCCAGAGUAUUUGGAUGUUGUGCAAUACAAAGCUGGUACAUCAUUCAAAAUCAAAGUGGGAAUAUUUGCCAAACCCUUGCCAACUAUUGAAUGGCUUAAAGAUGAAAAGGAGCUAGUGUCAAGUGCACAGCUGUCAAUUGAGAACACAACUGACUCAUCUUCCAUCCUCAUUAAGGAUGCUACUCGUCUUAAUACUGGAACCUAUGAGCUCAAAAUUAAAAAUGUGUUUGGCACAGCAUCUGCUUCUAUCAGAAUACAGAUUUUAGACAAACCUGGACCUCCAGCUGGACACAUUGAAUUCAAAUCAGUCACUGCUGACAAGAUAACAAUUGCAUGGGAACCAGUGGCUGAUGAAGGAGGUGCCAAAUUAACUCAUUACAUUGUAGAAAAACGAGAGACAAGUAGAGUAGUGUGGUCCACAGUUUCUGAAGCAAUGGAAGCACGUACUGUCACAGUCCAAAAGUUGGCCAGAGGAAAUGAAUACAUAUUCCGUGUCAGAGGUGUUAACAAAUUUGGAGCUGGAGAUGCUCUGGAGUCUGAGCCUGUAAUUGCCAAAAAUUCAUUCGUUUCUCCUGGACAACCUUCUACACCUGAAGCAACAGAUAUCACGAGAACAUCAAUGCAAAUUGUUUGGGAUAAACCUAGUGUGGAUGGUGGUAGCAUGGUUACAGGAUACUAUCUGGAGAGACGUAACAAGAAGAGCCUGCGCUGGGUAAAAGUGUACAAGGACCCCAUUAGUGACACCAAAGCAAAAGUCCAUCAUCUCACAGAAGGAAAUGAAUAUCAGUAUCGUGUAUGUGCAAUCAAUAAAGCUGGGGAAGGUCCAUCCUCAGAUGUUUCUGACUUCUACAAAGCUGCUGAUCCAGUUGACCCACCAUGUGAACCAACUAAGCUCAAGGUAGUGGACUCGACUAAAACAUCAAUUACACUUGGAUGGUCAAAGCCAGAGUAUGAUGGAGGCAGCGAAAUCACCAGCUAUGUUGUAGAAAAAAGAGUUGGUGAGGAAGGGGAGUGGACAGUGAUUAGCCAUAAGGGAGAAGUGAGAACCACAGAGUAUGUUGCCUCAGAUCUUAAACCAGAUAUUGACUACUACUUCCGUGUAUCUGCUGUUAAUUGUGCUGGACGUGGAGACCCAAUAGAAAUGGAAGAGGCAGUACAAGCCAAAGACAUUCUUGAGGAAGCCCAUGUUGAUACGGAUGUUGCAAUGAGGACUCACUACAUUGUGAAAGCUGGUAAAGAUGUUGAAAUCAUGGUGCCCCUGAAAGGCAGACCUGCUCCAAGUAUCUCUUGGAAGAAGGAAGACCAGAACAUUGACAAUGAUCCUAAAUAUGACAUUCACAACACAGACACGUCAUCGUGUCUCAUAAUUACACAAGUAACUCGAAACGACACUGGUAAAUACACCAUUAAUAUAUCAAAUGGUGUAGGAGAACCAAAGUCCUUAACUGUGUCUGUUAAAGUACAGGACACUCCAGCUGCUUGUAAGAAUUUGAUCUUAAAAGACGUCACUCGUGGGAAAGUUACACUUUGCUGGGAGUCUCCUCUAUUGGAUGGUGGUGCUGAAAUUACCAAUUUUGUUGUUGAGAAAAGAGACUCUUCAAAGCGUACAUAUGCCUGUGUAACAAAUAAGUGCAAAGAAACCACAUGCGUAAUUGAAGAACUCUCUGAGAAAGCAUCAUUCUUCUUCCGUGUAUUAGCAGAAAAUGAAAAUGGAGUUGGAGAUCCAUGUGAAACAGCAGAGCCCGUUAAAGCCACAGAGACACCAGGACCAGUCAAAGACCUUUCUAUGAAAGAUUCCACAAAGACUUCAGUAACACUACAAUGGAACAAACCAGAUUAUGAUGGUGGUAGCAUUAUUACAGACUACCUAAUUGAAAAGAAACUCCAAGGUCAAGAAGAAUGGGCCCCUGCUGGCACAAACAAGCACUGUGAACAUGAAGUUACAAAGCUUAAGGAACUCACUGAAAUGUUUUUCAGAGUUUGUUCUAAGAAUGAAAAGGGUACUAGUGACUUUGUUGAAAUCGGAUCAAUUAAAGUAAAGGACUACAUUAUCCCACCAGAAGCAAACCUUAAAGAGUAUCCUGAUGGACAAAUCAGUGUACGUCUGGGACACAAUGUCCACAUUGAAUUGCCAUACAAGGGUAAACCAAGACCAACCAUUCUUUGGUUAAAGGACAAUUUACCACUGAAGGAGAGUGAAAAAAUCCGCUUCAAGAAGACUGAAAACAAAGCCACUCUAAUGAUAAAAAAUGUGGAGAAAGAGAAUGGAGGCAAAUACACACUUACUCUUGACAACACAUUCUUCAGAAAAUCAUUUCAUAUACAGGUUAUUACCCUCGGACCACCCACUAAACCUGUUGGACCCAUCCGCUUGGAUGAGGUCAGAGCAGAAAGUAUAGCUAUAUCUUGGGAUGAGCCAAAUGAUAAUGGGGGUGGAGAAAUCACUUGUUACACUGUUGAGAAACGUGACACCUCUCAGACAGACUGGAAAAUGGCUUGUUCAAGUGUGAUUGGAACAUCAUUUAAGGUACCCAGUCUGAUCAAGGGAAUUCAAUAUCAGUUCAGAGUCUGUGCAGAAAAUAGAUAUGGUGCAAGUGAACCUGUAGUUUCUCAAAAUGUCAUUGCCAAGCAUGAGUUCAGACCACCUGGCCCACCAGGCAUGCCAUUGGUUUACAAUGUUACAAAUGAUGGCAUGACUAUUCAGUGGGAUGCACCUAUCUUUGAUGGAGGUUGUCCAAUCCUUGGGUUCCAUGUUGAAAAGAAGGAGAAGAACAGCAUAAUGUGGCAAAAGGUCAACAUAGUCUUGGUGAAAGAAAGGGAGUACAGGAUUCUAGGUCUCAUUGAAGGCUUGGAAUAUCAGUUCAGAGUCUAUGCCCAGAAUGAUGCUGGAUACAGUCGCAUGAGUGAUGCAUGCAAACCUGUAAUGGCUGUUUCUCCAGUUGAUCCUCCUGGUACCCCUGACUAUGUUGAUGUAACAAGUGAAUCAGUUAAACUGAAAUGGGAAGCACCCAAGCGUGAUGGUGGAAGCAAAAUUGUUGCCUAUAAUGUGGAGAAACGACAGGGCAAAGGACGGUGGUUAAAGAGCAAUUUUUCAAAUGUGACUGACACAGAAUUUACAGUGACUGGUCUUGCUUGCGGUGAACGCUAUGAAUUUAGAGUCAUAGCAAGAAAUGCUAUCGGUACAGUGAGCCCACCCUCUCAGUCUUCUGGAUAUAUCUUAGUCAGAGAUGAGAGCUUUGCUCCAAACAUUGAGUUUGGACAGGAAUACUUUGAGGGAGUGUCUAUUAAAGCUGGAGAAAACAUCAGGCUAAAAGUAACAAUCAUUGGAAGACCAACACCAAAAGUUACCUGGUACAGAGAUAAUAUUGAAUUAACCAAGAAAAUGGUUGAUAUCACAACAAUUUCUGGAUCAAGUACCCUCUUUAUCAGAGAUGCUGACCGUAGUCACCGUGGUCUUUAUACUGUGGAAGCCAUAAAUCCCUCAGGAGCUAAAAAGGAAUCAGUGAAAGUUGAAGUCUUUGAUACACCUGGUGAACCUGUUGGACCAAUCACAUUCUCAGAUAUCUCUGAGGGCAAAGUAACACUUUCAUGGAAUCCACCUGAGAAUGAUGGCUGUUCUGAGGUCACUCAUUACAUUGUUGAGAAGCGUGAAACCUCUAAAAUUUCAUGGGCACUUGUUACGGAUGAGUGCUUGGCAUGCACAUACAUUGCCACCAAACUGAUCAAGACAAAUGAGUAUCAGUUCCGUGUUUCUGCAGUCAAUAGGUUUGGUGUUAGCAGACCACUGGAUUCAGCUCCCGUGAUUGCACAGAUGCAAUACACUGUUCCAGAUUCUCCUGGAACUCCAGAUGCAACAGAUGUUGACGGGGAGAGUAUCACAAUCAGCUGGGCUCCACCAACACAUGAUGGUGGAAACCCAAUAAAAUAUUACAUUGUUGAAAGACGUGAAAAGAAAACUGGUCGCUGGCUGAAAGUCAUAACAAGGAAACCCAUUGUUGAGGCUGCACACAGAGUGACUCAUCUCACUGAGUAUGUGGAAUAUGAAUUCCGUGUGUAUGCUGUAAAUGAUGCUGGAAUUGGAGCACCAAGCAACAUUUCAAUGCCUAUUAAAUGUGCAGAGCCAACUGAAGAACCUGAUGCCCCAUCUAUUGUCAAUGUUACUGACACUACCAAUACAUCUGUCAGCUUGGAAUGGACCAGACCUGCCUAUGAUGGUGGUAUGGAAAUCCAUGGCUACAUUAUUGAGAUGUGCAAGGGAUCUGAACAGGAAUGGCACAGAGUCAAUGAGGAUCUUUGUCCUGUCACAAAAUACAAUGUCACUGGUUUGGAAACUGGUGCAGAGUACAAGUUCCGUAUUUGUGCAGUCAAUUCUGUUGGAAAGGGUGAAGCCAAAGAAAUACCUGACUCUGUACAGGCAGUAGACAGGCUCUUGGCACCAGAAAUUGACAUAGAUGCAUCCUUCAAACAGACACAUAUUGUGAAAAGUGGUGGAAGUGUAUGUAUCUGUAUUGCCUUUAAGGGAAAGCCAACACCUACAGCUUCCUGGACAAAAGUAGAUGGAGAACUUGGUGUUAUGACAGACAUCACCACCACUGAGACAGUCACAGCCUUGACACUGGAAAACUGCACUAGAAAUGAUACUGGAAAAUAUACUCUCACUCUUGAGAACAGUAGUGGCAAUAAAUCUAUCACUAUUGCAGUCAAAGUGUUGGACACACCUGGUGUACCAGGGGCUCUCUCAAUCAAGGAAGUCACAAGAGGAGCUCUCACAAUUGCUUGGAAACCUCCUACCAAUGACGGUGGCGCACGUGUGCAUCAUUACAUUGUUGAGAAACGUGAGGCAAGCCGUCGUACAUGGACAGAGGCAGCACCCAAGACCACUCAAACAAGCUUGAGAGUUUCUGAUCUCCUGGAAGGUGUACCUUAUUUCUUCAGAGUCGUGGCUGAGAAUCAGUAUGGUCUUGGUGAAGCGUAUGAAAUGCCUGAUCCAGUUAUUGCCACAGCUGAACCUGCUCCACCAAAGAGAGUUGAUAUCAUUGAUACAACUGACACAUCAGCAACCCUGGUCUGGCUUAAGCCAGAGCAUGAUGGAGGAAGCCGUAUCACAGGCUAUUGUGUGGAAUCCAAGGCAAAAGAUGCAGAUAAAUGGAUUGUUUGUGGUACAACGAAAAACCUAAGCCUCGUAAUUGAAGGACUUAUAGAGAACGGUGAGUAUGAAUUCCGUGUCAAGGCAAAGAAUGAUUCUGGGUUCAGUAUGCCAAGAGAAGCUUUCUCAUCAGUCAUCAUUAAAGAGCCACGGAUUGAACCUACUGCUGAUCUCAGUGGUAUCACCAACCAACUCAUUACUAGCAGGAUUGGCGAAUCUUUUGAGAUUGAUGUUCCAAUUAGUGGAAGACCAGCUCCAAAGGUAUCCUGGAAGCUUGAGGAAAUGAGGCUGAAAGAAACUGACAGGGUUUCAAUCAAAACUACCAAAAACAGGACCACUCUCAAAGUUAAAGAUUGCAUGAGAGGUGAUGGAGGCAGAUAUUUCCUCACUCUUGAGAAUGUCACUGGGUCAAAGACUUUCACAGUCACUGUCAAUGUUAUUGGCAGACCAAGCCCUCCAGAGGGCCCAAUUGAGAUUUCCUCGAUUACAUCAGAGUCAUGCGUACUGUCAUGGAAUCUACCUGAGGAUGAUGGUGGAACAGACAUCACUAACUACAUUGUUGAGAAGCGUGAAUCUGGCUCCACUGCUUGGCAGCUUAUUAACUCAAGUGUAAAGCACACUUCUUUCCAUAUUUCCCAUCUUACUAAAUACAUGCAGUAUACUUUCCGUAUCUGUGCUGAAAACCGUUUUGGUGUGAGCAAACCAACAGAGUCUGAGACGAUUGUUGCAGAGCAUCCAUUUGUUCCUCCAGGCCCUCCAACAAGACCAGAAGUGUUCACUGUAACCGCCAACAGCAUGAGCAUUCGUUGGGAGGAACCAUACCAUGAUGGUGGCAGCAAAGUCACUGGAUACUGGAUUGAAAAGAAGGAGCGUAACACAAUUCUCUGGGUGAGAGAAAACAAGAUUCCCUGCUUUGAUUGCUACUACAAGGUGGAAGGCCUUGUUGAGGGUCUUGAAUACCAGUUCAGAGUGUAUGCAAUGAAUAGCGCUGGCCUCAGCAAAGCAAGCGAAGCAUCAAAGAGAGCUGUGGCUCAAAAUCCAGUUGAUCCUCCGGGAAAACCAGAGGUUACAAAUGUAUCAAGAUCAACAGUCUCAAUCAAAUGGUCUGUGCCCCUAAACGAUGGUGGAAGCCCAAUCACAGGCUACAUUGUUGAGCGCAAGCCAUAUACUGUCACUGGAGAAGGUCGCUGGCUUAAGUGUAACUACACUAAUGUUACUAACACAAAUUUCACUAUCACUGCACUGGGAGAAGGAGAGGAAUAUGAAUUCCGUGUAAUUGCCAAAAAUGCAAAUGGAGUGUUGAGCCUGCCAUCAGUUUCAACAGGACCAGUGACCUGCAAAGCAGAAUACAUUCCUCCUAAAGCAGAGCUGGACAGCAAACUCCUUGUGGACACAGUUAUAAUUAGAGCUGGAUCUGAUCUGGUGCUGGAUGCUGCUGUUGGUGGUAAGCCUGAGCCUAAAGUCAGCUGGUCCAAGGGUACAAAAGAGCUAGAGCUUUGUGAAAAAUAUGCUCUCCAGUACUCAAGUACACGUGCUCUGGCAAUCAUCAAGUUCUGUGACAGAGAUGACACUGGGAAGUAUGUUCUGACAGUUAGAAAUGCAAGUGGAACAAAAACUGCUGAGGUCAAUGUUAAAGUGCUUGAUACACCUGGCCCCUGUCAGGAGAUUAUAGUCAGCAAUGUCUCUGAGGAAAAAUGCACAGUGUCUUGGAAAGAGCCACUGGAGGAUGGUGGUGACCCCAUCACACAUUACAUUGUUGAAAGAAGGGAUACCAAUAGACUUAACUGGGUUAUCAUGGAGGCUGAAUGCAAAGCCCUAACAUGUGAAAUUAAAAGACUUUUCAAGAACAAUGAAUAUAUCUUCCGUGUGAGAGGUGUGAACAAGUAUGGACCUGGUGUGGCAGUACAGUCUACCCCCAUCUUUGCCAGAAACUCAUUCACUGUCCCAUCACCCCCUGGAACACCAGAAAUCCUUGCAGUUGGAAAAGACUAUGCAACGAUCGAGUGGCUGAAGCCUGAGAGCGAUGGUGGCAGUGAAGUCACAAACUACUUGAUUGAAUUCCGUGAAAGAAAGAGUGUAAGAUGGAUUAAGGUUAACAGAGAUUCUAUUCUCAAGGAGACAUCCUUCAAAGUCACUGGUCUCCAUGAGAGCAACAUUUACCAGUUCCGCAUUACAGCCAUGAAUGCAGCUGGUGAUAGUGAACCUAGUGAAGUGUCAAUGUAUGCAGUAUGUAGAGUACCAACAGGCACUCCAGAUCCACCUUCAAUUCCAAGGGUUACAGACACACACAAGGAUAGUAUUAGCCUUGCCUGGACACGACCAGUUGAAGAUGGAGGUGCAGAUGUUAUUGGUUACGUUCUUGAGAUGCAAGAAGCUGGUGCAGAGGAAUGGACAAAAGUGCAUGAAAAGAAUCUUAGGGUGACAGAACACACAGUUGCAGGUCUUUCUGCUGGCAAAAAAUACUGUUUCAGAGUUGCAGCAGUCAAUGUAAAUGGAAUGGGUGAUUUCAGUGAUCCUUGUGCAGAGACUGAGCCUGUGGAAAGAACUGAAAUUCCUGACCUUGAGCUGUCUGAUGAACUGACAAAGACAAUUUGUCUGAGAGCAGGAAGUUCUCUGCGGCUCCAUGUUACUGUUACUGGUAGACCAAUCCCAACUGUAACCUGGACCAAACCCGGUGUGGACCUCCAAAAUCGUGGCUUUAUUGAAGUGACAAAUACUGCUACAACUCUCAUUAUUGACAAGGUGCACCGCUAUGAUGCUGGUAGAUAUACAAUUGAAGCUUCAAAUUCAGCUGGGAAGAAGGAUGCAAGCAUUCUUGUGAAAAUCUAUGAUACACCUGGUCCAACUGGUCCAAUUAAGAUGAAAGAGCUUACAAAAGAUUUUGCUCAUAUUACUUGGGAUGCUCCUGAGGCUGAUGGUGGAGCACCUGUCAAUAAUUACAUCAUUGAAAGACGAGAGGCAUCAAUGAGAGCAUACAAAACUGUCACAUCCAAAUGCAGCAAGACAUCAUACAAAAUAACUGGUCUGACAGAAGGAAUGCUGUAUUAUUUCAGAGUCUUACCAGAGAAUAUCUAUGGUAUUGGUGAACCUUGUGAGACAAGCGAUGUUGUGUUGGUGUGCGAAGUUCCACUUCCACCAGCCAAGCUUGAAGUUGUAGAUGUAACCAAAUCCAGUGUAUCACUUGCCUGGGAGAAACCUUUACAUGAUGGAGGCAGCAGAAUCACUGGCUACAUUGUCGAGGCUUGUAAAGCUGGUACUGACAAGUGGAUGAAGGUGGCAACUUUGAAACUUACAGACUUUGAGUUCACUAUCAUGUCACUUAAUGAGAAUGAGCAGUACUUCUUCAGGGUACGUGCUGUCAACAGCAGAGGAGCUGGUGAGCCAAAAGAAAUUGUUACAGCUGUGACAGUUCAAGAUCAAAGAGUCAUGCCAAAGGUUGAUCUGUCAGCUAUUCCACAGAAGACGAUAAGUGUUUUGGCAGGCAAACCCCUUGAGCUUGACUUAACAAUUAUAGGAAGACCACCACCAGUUUGUUCUUGGUUCUUCAAUGACAAUAGGUUAAAGAUUGUGGAGCGUGUGAAGAUAAAGUCAACUGGAAAAUUCUCUAAAUUAACUAUUCUUGACACUACCAUUGAUGACAGUGGAGUGUAUACUCUUGAGGUAAAAAACAUAACAGGAGUAACUACUGAAAACAUCAAAGUCAUCAUUCUUUCCAAACCUGAUGAGCCUCAAGGACCCAUCCGAUUUGAUGAAAUUGACGCAACAUCAGUCACAAUAAGCUGGGAUCCACCUACGAGAGAUGGUGGUGCACCAAUUAGCAACUAUGUUGUUGAACAACGUGAUGCUCAUCGUCCAGGAUGGGUACCUGUAUCGGAAUCAGUUACCAGACCAACAUUCAAAUUUGACAGGUUGACAGAGGGCGAUGAAUAUGUGUUCCGUGUCGCAGCAACCAAUCGCUAUGGCACUGGGGAUUACUUACAGUCAGAAAUCGUAAUGUGCAAGAGCUCCAAAUCCAUUCCCGGGCCGCCUGGAAGACCCAUUGUAUUUGAUGUAUCACGUGAUGGCAUGACUGUUGCAUGGGAGCCACCAGAUGAGGAUGGAGGCUUAGAGGUGUCUGGCUACAUUAUUGAACGCAAGGAGGUCAGAUCUGAUAGGUGGAUCCGUGCUAAUAAAAAUCCAGUGACAAUGACAAGAUACAGAUCCACUGGAUUAAUUGAAGGCCUGGAAUAUGAACACAGAGUGACAGCCAUCAAUGCUCGUGGUGUCGGCAAACCUAGCCUUCUUUCUAAACCAGCAGUAGCAACUGAUCCAGUUGAUCCACCAGGGUCACCUCAAAACCCACGAGUCACAGAUACCACAAAAUCUUCUGUGUCUUUGGCCUGGAGUCCUCCAGAUGAGGAGGGUGGUUCUAAGGUUACAGGCUAUCUAAUUGAGAUGCAAAAGGUUGGAUCAGUAACCUGGUUGAAGUGCAAUGCUACACCUUCACUGAUCUGUGAAUAUACUUUGACACAAAUGCCACAAGGAGAAGAAUUUAAAUUCCGUGUUAUGGCUUGCAAUGCUGGUGGACCAGGUGAACCAGCUGAAGUACCAGGUGUUGUGACUAUAACAGAGAUGCUUGAUCCUCCAAGUUAUGAUCUUGAGGCAAAAUACAAAGAUGUCCUUGUAGUCAGAUCCGGAGGAGUAAUCAAACUUUCAGUACCCAUCAAAGGCAAACCUGCUCCUACCUGCAAAUGGACGAAGGAUGGAUCAGAGGUGACCAACCGUGCAAUGAUUGCUUCCAAUGAAGAUGUAUCAGAGCUUGUAAUCAAACAAGCUGAAAGGUCUGAUUCUGGUGUUUACUAUCUCAAUCUGGAAAACAAGUGUGGCAAAAAGAUGCUUCCUAUAAAGGUCAAGGUUAUUGGCCGCCCAUCUGUACCUGAAGGCCCUCUUAGAUUUGAUGAUAUACAAGAACAUUCUGUAAGAGUGAGCUGGAAACCACCAACAGAAGAUGGUGGUUCUGAAAUUGUUGGCUACAUUGUGGAGAGACGUGAAGUAACAAAAGCAGCUUGGUACACUGUUGACUCACGAGUGGUUGACACAUCCCUUGUGGUUAAGGGACUACAAGAAAAUGUUGAAUACCACUUCAAGGUGACAGCAGAGAACCAGUUUGGAAUAAGCAACUCCCUGAAAUCAGAGACAACUGUUGUACCAAAGACUCCCAUUUGUGCCCCAGAGGCUUCAGGCACUCCACCAGAAAUUAUGGAUGUUACUAAGAAUUCUGCUGCUUUGGCUUGGACUAAACCCAAAGAUGAUGGUGGAUCUCGCAUUACUGGUUACUUUAUUGAGUACAAAGAAGUGUCGUCUGAAAAGUGGAUUCGUCAUGAGACAAAGAUUACCUCAACAAUGUAUACUCUUAGUCAGCUCUCUACUGAUGCUGAGUAUCAGUUCCGUGUUAUUGCUGUGAAUGACAUUGGAGAGAGUGAACCAGGACCUGCAUCAGAUUCAGUAAUAUGCAAAGAUCCCUUUGAUAAACCAAGCCAGCCAGGAGAAAUUGACACUAUGACUGUUACCAAAGACUACAUUACAAUUAACUGGGAGGCUCCAGCAUGUGAUGGUGGAAAACCAGUUCUUGGCUACUGGAUUGAAUACCGAAAGUCUGGAGAGAGUGCUUGGAAGAAAUGCAAUAAGGAGCGCACAAAGGACAAACAAUACACACAGGGUGGUCUACAAGAGGCAGCUGAAUAUGAAUUCAGAGUAUUUGCUGAAAAUGAAACCGGAAUUAGCAGACCACGCAGAACAGCAACUGGCAUCAAAACUAAACUGGGUGUUGGAACUAAACCAGCUCUCAGGAAAGAGAUGGAUGAAGUCACUGCUAAACUAGGACAAACUGCAACUCUCAAAUGUCAGAUUAUUGGAAGACCUGUUCCAGAAAUUAAAUGGUACAAGGGUGGAAAGGAAAUCAAAGAAGGUCGCAAAUAUGCAGCGACCUCUGAUGGCCGCAGUCAUACACUGACCAUUUCAACCGAUCAACAGGAAGAUGAGGGUUUGUACACAUGCAAGGCUGUGAAUGAAGCCGGGGAGUGUGAGACCAGUGGAACUCUGGUCCUUGAAGCAGCACCACAGUUCCCAGUGCCACUGAAAGACAAAUUAUUUGCAACAUGUGGUAGCACAGUGCGCAUACAUGUUGUUUACAUUGGUCGACCUCAGCCUAAGAUCAUGUGGCUUUAUGGAGCCAAGGCUUUGGAGCCCUCUGAGAACGUAAUAAUUGAAAAUACAGAGCAUUACACUCAUUUGAUUCUCAAAAAUGUACAGCGCAGAGUAAACGGAGGAAAAUACAGAAUCAGGAUCAACAACCAUUUCGGGGCUGCAGAUACUGUAACUCAUGUUGAAAUCUUAGAUAAACCUGCAUUGCCAGAAGGCCCUCUUGUUCUUGAUGCACUGUUGAAGAAUUCUGUGAUAAUUAGCUGGAAAGCACCCAAAGAUGAUGGAGGAUCUAUGAUCACAAAUUAUAUUGUGGAAAAGCGUGAAGACAAGGAAGGAGCAGAGUGGGAACUUGUAUCUUCAUCUAUCACAGGCACUUCAUGCAGAAUUCCUAACCUUGUUGAAAAUGAGGGAUACUUCUUCCGUGUUUCAGCACAAAAUCGUUAUGGCAAUAGUGAAUCACUGGAGAAUCCUUCUGCUAUCCUCAUCAAGAGUCAGCUAGAGAGGCCAGGAGCUCCAUUAAAACCAGUUGUUUCUGCACUUACCAAAAACUCCUGUGUUGUGUCUUGGAAGCCACCUCUCAGUGAUGGUGGUUCUAAAAUUAAGAUCUACUGUCUUGAAAAACGAGAUAAGAAGAAGGGUGAAUGGGUUGCAGUUACAACAGAUGAAAUCCACCAGACUGUUUAUUCUGUCAAGGGCCUGACAGAAGGUGUGGAGCAUGAAUUCCGGGUGAAAUGUGAAAACCUUGGUGGAGAAAGUGAGUACAGUGAAGUAUCUGACCCUGCCAUUCCAAAGACUGAUGUUGAAGUGCGUGCUCCUGCCUUCAAAGAAGACCUCAGAAACAUGAGUGUAAAAUUCAAGAGCAAUUCAACAUUUGUCUGCAAGAUAACAGGACAGCCCAAGCCUGUAAUAAAAUGGUUCAAGCGUGGUAAGGAAAUUCAAGCUGAUGGCACCAAAAUCAAGAUCCAAGAAUUCAAGGGAGGCUACCAUCAGCUUGUUAUUGCUGAUUGUGAUACAGAAGACUCAACUGUAUAUCAGAUCAGAGCAACAAACCAGGGUGGAACCAUUUCUGCUACUGUUUCUCUAGAUGUUGAAAUCCCUGCUAAAAUUCAUCUACCUAAGAAUCUGCAAGGAAAGGAGGCUAUCCCUGCCCUUCGUGGUGAAGUGGUGAACAUCAAAAUUCCAUUCAGUGGAAAACCAGAUCCAGUUAUCACUUGGCAGAAGGGACAAGACCUUCUUGAUAAUGAUGGACACUAUCAAGUCAUUGUUACACGAUCCUUCACAUCUCUUGUAUUCUUGAAUGGAGUAGAAAGGAAUGAUGCUGGUUUCUAUAUUGUGUGUGCCAAAAAUAGAUUUGGAAUUGACCAGCAAACAGUUGAGCUUGAUGUUGCAGAUGUGCCUGAUCCACCACGUGGCAUCAAGGCCAGUGAUGUUUCGAGAGAUUCUGUAACACUUCACUGGGUAGCACCUGCCAAUGAUGGUGGAAGUAAAGUCACAAACUAUAUCAUAGAAAAGUGUGCCACAACAGCAGAAAGAUGGGUUCGUGUUGGCCAGUCUCGUGACACCCACUAUACUGUUGUCAAUCUGUUUGGGAAAACAAGUUACCAAUUCCGUGUCAUAGCUGAAAGUAAAUUUGGUCAGAGUGCACCGUCUGAGCCAAGUGGAUCUGUUGUAACGAAGGAAGACAAAUCAAGAGUUCUUAACUAUGAUGAAGAAGUUGAUGACACCAGGCCAGUUUCCAAAAGCAAAGCUCCUCAUUCAGAGGCUAAGAAUGUUCACAACAAGUACAUGAUUGCUGAAGAGCUUGGCCGCGGACAGUUUGGUAUUAUUCACCGGUGCAUUGAAACCAGUUCUGAGAAAACUUACAUGGCUAAAUUUGUCAAAGUUAGAGGUGCAGAUCAGGCACUAGUGAAGAAAGAAAUUGCAACACUGAAUGUGGCACGCCACAAGAACUUCCUGUUACUGCAUGAGUCAUUUGACUGCCCUGAAGAGCUAGUCAUGAUUUAUGAGUUCAUCUCUGGUGUGGACAUAUUUGAGCGCCUUGGUACAGCCAAUUUUGAGCUCAAUGAGCGUGAAAUUGUUAACUAUAUCAGACAAGUAUGUGAAGCUCUUGAAUUCCUUCACAGCAAGAGUUAUGGCCACUUUGAUAUCAGGCCUGAAAAUAUAGUGUACACUACAAGAAAGGGAAAUAAUGUCAAGAUCAUUGAGCUUGGACAAUCUAGACACCUUACACCUGGCGACCAAAUUAAGAUUCAGUACACGACAGCUGAGUUUGCGGCACCAGAAAUACAUCAAAAUGAGAUGGUUAGCACCGUGACAGAUAUGUGGUCUGUCGGUGUCCUUGUGUAUGUUCUUCUCAGUGGACUUAAUCCAUUCGCUGCUGAAACUAAUCAGCAAAUGAUUGAGAGCAUUUGCAAUGCUGAUUACAGUUUUGAUGAUGAAGCCUUCAAGCAUGUAAGUGUUGAGGCAUUUGACUUUGCGGACCGCCUACUAACCAAAGAGCGCAAACAUCGUAUGACCGCUGCUGAGGCUUUGAAUCAUCCUUGGCUGACAAUGAACUCAGAGCAGCUAAGCACUAGGUCCAUCAAGAUUACACGCCAUAAGAGAUAUUACCAAGCCAUGGUUAAGAAAGAAUGGAACACUGUUGUGUCAUCUGCUCGUGUUGCCAGUGGUGGUGCUAUCAGAAGUCAGCGAGGAGUAACAGUCUCUAAAGUGAAGAUUGCACCAUUUGAACAUGGACCAGUUGCAGGACUAAUUAAACACAGUGUUGCUGAUGAAGGUGAUGAUAUCAAGCUCAUUUGCACCAUUGAUAACUACGAUAGCACCACCGAAGUAACAUGGUACUGUGGAGUAAGACAACUAGAAGAAGGCGCUAAAUAUGAAAUUACUUAUGACGACGGGCUUGCUACCAUAACUAUCAAAGGAAUCACCAGAACUGAUGACGGAACAUACAGAUGUAAAGUUGUCAAUGAGUAUGGUGAGGACAGUGCCUAUGCUGAGCUCUUUGUCAAAGGGGUAAGAUCCUAUCGUGAGUUCUUCACUACACGUGUUGUAAAGAAAGUAAAACGCAGAGUUGACACAGCAAGACUUCUGCAAAGACCUCCUGAAUUUACUUUGCCAUUGUGUAACCGCACUGCUUACAUUCGAGAGGAUGUGCGCUUUGGUGUCACAAUCACAGUGCAUCCUGAACCUCGUGUAAUGUGGUUGAAAACUGGUCAAAAGAUUAUGCCAGGAGAUGAUGAUAAGAAAUACACUUUUGUUAGUGAUAAGGGCCUGUAUCAGUUAGUGAUUCGUAAUCUUGACCCAGAUGAUGACGCAGAAUACACUGUUGUGGCACGGAACAGAUUUGGUGAUGACAGUUGCAAGGCUCGUCUCACAGUGAUCCCUCGUCCUGCUCCUGCUGAUAACACCUUGAGACCUAUGUUCAAACGUGUUCUUGCUAACUUGGAAUGCAGAGAAGGCCAGAGUGUACGUUUUGAAAUGAGAGUGUCAGGGCAUCCUUCAUUGAAAUGGGAGAAAGAUGGCAUGCCUUUGGCAUUUGGUCCACAAAUUGACGUUGUGCAUGAAGGCUUAGAUUACUAUGUCUUACAUGUAAGAGAUACUCUUCCAGAAGAUUCUGGCACGUACAGAGUCAUUGCAACUAACUCAGCUGGGUCUGCAAGUUGCCAAUCCACACUCAAGGUUGAACGUGUGAUACACAUCAAGAAGGAGGAGAGUGAGGAACAAAAGAAGAAGAAACACGAUCUUGAUCAGCAAGAGAUGGACAAGAGAGUAAGACUAACUCAGAUACUAGCAGGUGCAGAUGUUACCCCACUUACUCCAGUCGCACAGCAAGCACUAAGAGACGCUGCAACUAUGUUCAAGCCAGCAAUCACUACCAAGAAAGUCAAGAGCGAAGCUGAGGAAGCCAAAGAAAAAGAAGAAAAAAAGAAGAGAGCAGAAGAAAAGAGGUUGAGAAUGCCAUAUGUUAUUCCUCCACCUCGUGUUGUUGCUCCUACUGCUCUUGAGGAGGACAUGGAAAUCAAACACUUUGUGCCUUUCUCUGAUAUGAAGUGGUACAAGAAACUCCGUGAUCAGUAUGAGUUCCCGGAGCCAAUGGAAAAGUUCCCCCAGAAAAGACUUAAGCGCAUCCGGCUGUCAAGGUGGGAUCAGUUCUAUGAAGUACCCCUGCCGAGAAUUAAAGACCAAUACAAGCCAAAAUGGCAUAUUCCUGUUUCACAGGAUGACCUUGAGACUGUAAGGCCAGCAAGACACCGUACACCUUCUCCAGAGAUGGAGGCUUACUACAGAAUCAGGAGACGCUCUCUUGGUGAUCUUUCUGAUGAGGAACUGCUUCUGCCUGUUAAAGAAUACUUGUCAAUGAAGAGAACAGAGGAAGAACGACUUAAACUUGAGGAUGAACUUGAGUUAGGCUAUUCUGCUUCUCCACCAAGACUUAGCCCUGUACGCUUUGAACUCUCUGCACUGCGUCACCCAUCACCGAAGAGAGCUGCAUAUGAUGAGGAGGAAGGGGAGGAAGUUCCAACAUAUGACUCCUACCGUAUUCCAUCUAAAUAUGAGGCUGGUCCAAGCUAUAUUGACUUACGUCAGCGUCACGAUAGGGCAACAUACAGACCUCCAAGACAAAAGCAAAGGUUGUAUGAGGAAAAAGAGGAUCAGGAACUGCUUAGGUCAGCAAUGACAACCACAAAGUUAACUUCCUACAAGAGCCAACUGCAGCACAUUGAGUUUGAGGAGAAAACAAAAGUCAAAAGAAAGGAGAAAACAAGAGUUUCUGUGUCAGCGGUAACUGAGGCAGCAGUCAUAACUGAUAUACCUACAGCAUCAUUCUCUCCUGGCUAUGCUACAGUAACUCGUCCAAAGAAGCCUUCUGCUGCUCUGGCAGAAAAAGAAGUGGUUAAAACGACAUCACUUGAAAAAACACGCCCACGUUCCCCCAGCCUUGAAUCUGCUGAGAAAGCAGCCACUACACCAGACUUAUCAACAAAAAUUGAUUAUAUGUCAAGGUAUGAGUCAAGAAAGAAAGCCUUGAAAACUGAGAGGAAGCUUGAAAUUGUGACCCAGCAGCCUUUUACCCUUGACCAUGCUCCCAGAGUGACUGUAAGAAUGCGCUCUCACCGUGUGCCAAUUGGUCAAAGCACUAAAUUCACACUGAAUGUCCAAUCUAAGCCAGAAGCACAGAUUAAAUGGUACCACAAUGGAGUGCAGAUUGAAGAAAGCAGAAAAUACCGUAUGUUUAACAUGAGUGGUGUUUUGUCUCUUCAAAUCACUGAUUGUCAGGAAGAGGACAGUGGCACCUACCGUGUCGUCUGCACAAAUGCAAAGGGAGAGGCCUCUGACUAUGCCACUCUCGAUGUUGCUGGUGAUGGAUUUUCUGCAUAUGCCUCACAACGUAAAGAUGAGGAGCCACCAACUCCCUUUGUCCCUGAGAUGACAAAAACAGAUGUUUAUCAUGUUUCAUCUACAAAAGCAGCAUCUGUAUCAGAAACACAAGUGGAAUUAUCCAAAACUAAAACAGACAAGAUAGAAGAGACAACUGAGACUGUUGUUCAGGAGGAGCAGGUAACAUCGGAAAUCAAACUUGAAACCAUGGCAGUGACAGCAGUUGAGGAAGUUGUGGUUGAGAACAUUUCUGAGACUAAACUUGAAGCUACAGAAGUGACAACAGUAGUGGAAAAAGUGGUUGAGGAAAAGAAGCCAACUCUCCCAGCAACAAUUCUGACUAAACCCCAGUCACUCACAGUAUCUGAGGGAGAAUCUGUUAAAUUCACCUGUGAUGUUGAUGGUGAACCUGCACCCACUAUAACAUGGAUGCGAGAGACUCAAGUAAUUGUGUCCUCUCAUCGUUACCAUAUUACCUCAACUGAAUAUAAAUCUACCUUUGAGAUUACCCAAGUAGAAACGUCAGAUGGAGGUAAUUACACAGUAAUGGCAGAGAACUCUGAAGGUAAACAGGAGGUACAGUUCAGUCUAACUGUUCGUAAACCAACACCUAUACAGAAAGUUGUUGCUUCUCCUCCAAGAGUGAAAUCUCCAGAGUCUCCCCGUAUAAAGUCACCAUUUGGAAUUAGGUCUCCACAGAGAAUUAAAUCACCUGAACCAAUUAAAUCUCCACCAAGAGUUAAGUCCCCACCCAUGGUAAAAUCACCUACUCCAAAAGAAAAAACAUCCAAGCCAACCUUCUCAGCAGAACUAAAAGACAUCUCAGCCUCUGCAGAUUCUAUUAUAAAGCUUACAGUGAAAGUGUCCGGUGAGCCUAAGCCAUCAAUCUCUUGGAUGAAGGAUAGAAAAAACCUCUCUCAAGGUGGAAAAUAUGAAAUAUUUGAAGAACAUGGUUCAGCACAUCUUGAAAUCUAUGAAGCUGAUGUCUCUGAUAGUGGAGUGUACACAUGUACAGCCAAAAACAGUGCUGGAUCUGUUACUACAAACUGCACUGUUACCGUUCAAGCACGAACAACAACAGUUGCCAUUGAAAGAAAAGCAGAGUUGACAGAGCAAAUAGUGAAAAAGGAGAUUGCCUAUGAGGAAGUGCAGUCCUUUACAGAAAUUAAAGCAUCAAAAACCCAAAUGACAAUGAGUCAAGGUCAGACUGUUACACUACGAGCAAACAUCCCUGAAGCCUCUGAUGUGAAAUGGAUCCUGAAUGGAGCCGAGCUAUCAAAUUCAGAGAACUACAGAUAUGGUGUGUCAGGAAAUGAUCACACCCUGACAAUUAAAAGCAUCAGCCACCAUGACCAGGGAAUUCUCACAUGUGAGGCCAAAACUGAACAUGGUAUAGUCAAGUGCCAGUUUGACAUGACCGUCAGUGCAAUGCACUCAAAUGCACCAAGUUUCCUUGUGCAACCACGCUCCCAGAAUGUAAACGAGGGACAAAAUGUCACAUUUACAUGUGAAAUCACUGGUGAAACUUCUCCUGAAAUUGAGUGGCUCAAGGAAAAUACAGUAAUAUCUAUUACAUCGAACAUGAAAUUGAGUCGGUCUAAGAAUGUGUACACACUUGAGAUUCACAAUGCCACCAUUGAAGACAGCGGAAAAUACACAGUAAAAGCUAAGAACAAAUUUGGACAGUGCUCUGCAACAGCAUCACUGAAUGUCCUUACUCUGGUUGAGGAACCUGCCAAAAUGAUAAUUGUGGAGAAAGCCUCUGAUGCUACGAGCAUGCAGGGGAGUUAUGCUGCCAAGCAUGUAGUUUCAAAAAUGCAAGAGACAUCCUUCAGCAGUUCCAGCAUGGCUGAGGUUAAAUUUGAGAGCAUGUCAGCGUCUAGCAUGACCUCCAUGACUUCUGAAAGAAUGAUAGCUAUGAGCUCCAGCAGUAUGAUGGCAAUGUCCAGUCACUCGCAUGCUGAGGGGUCAUCCAUCAAAGCCAUUUCUCAUGGCCGCAAAGGUAUACCACCUAAGAUUGAGGCUGCCCCUCAAGAUAUCAGUAUUGAGUCAGGGAAGGACCUGACUGUAGCCUGUGCUUUCACUGGAGACCCAGCCCCUUCCAUAGAAUGGUCACAUUCAGGGAAGACACUGUCCAGCAAGGAGGAGAGUGGACGAUUGCAGAUUGAGACUUCUCAAGAUAUCACCACUCUUGUUAUAAGUGGAGUGAAAGAGACUGAUGCUGGUGCAUACACCUUAAAACUUUUUAAUGAGUUUGGAUUUGAUACCACUACUGUCAAUGUCAGGAUUCGAUCGAUGUAAAAAAAAUACAAAUAGUUAUA